Molecule: messenger RNA, 48502 nt
Organism: Coregonus sp. 'balchen'
Lineage: Eukaryota; Metazoa; Chordata; Actinopteri; Salmoniformes; Salmonidae
Source: the annotation of a GenBank genome assembly
AUGUUUUCCUCCUGUAUUGAGUUUGAAUUCUUACCUUCAUCCCUCUCUCUCUCUCUCGCCCCUUCCUCAUUCUCCCCCCCAACAGUGUGUCCCUCCACCUGUAAGCAUCGGGCCUGUACCCGACAUGGCCACUGCUGCCACGACCAGUGCCUGGGAGGCUGCUCGGAGUCAGGCAACGCCAGCCGCUGUGUGGCCUGCCAGAACCUCCAGCACCAGGACACCUGCGUGGACCGCUGUCCCCAGGGAUACUACACCUUCAAGGGCUGGCGCUGCGUCUCUCUCUCCUUCUGCCAGGACCUCCACAACCAGUGCAAGAACGGAAAGGGCAACGACUGCCACGAGUACGUCAUCCACAACGGAGCCUGCAUCCCAGAGUGUCCGUCAGGAUAUACCACUAUCAACUCUACUACGUAAGUCUUAGAUAUAUAUAUAACAUGACAGCCAUAUACCACUAUCAACUCUACUACGUAAGUCUUAGAUAUAUAUAUAUAACAUGACAGCCAUAUACCACUAUCAACUCUACUACGUAAGUCUUAGAUAUAUAUAUAUAACAUUGACAGCAUAUACCACUAUCAACUUAAUACGUUAAGUUAGGUAUACAGUUACUCAGAAAGUCCUACCCCUUGACUUAUUCCACAUGUUGUUGUGUUACAGCCUGAAUUCAAAAUGGAUUAAAUAGAUUUGGUUUCUCACCCAUCUACACACAAUACUCCAUAAUGACAAAGUGAAAACAUGUUUUUAGAUUUUUUUUUUCAAAUGUAUUGAAAAUGAAAUACAGAAAUGUCUCAUUUACAUAAGUAUUCACACACCUUUGCCAGCGAUUACAGCUGUGAGUCUUUCUGGCUAAGUCUCUUAAGAGCUUUCCACACCUGGAUUGUGCAACAUUUGCCCAAAAUUCUUCAAGCUCUGUCAAGUUGGUUGUUGAUCAUUGGUAGACAGCCAUUUUCAGGUCUUGCCAUAGAUUUACAAAUAGAUUUAAGUCAAAACUGUAACUCGGCCACUCAGGAACAUUCACGGUCUUCUUGGUAAGCAACUCCAGUGUAGAUUUGGCUUUGUGUUUUAGGUUGUUGUCCUGCUGAAAGGGGAAUUCAUCUCCCAGUGUCUGGUGGAAAGCAGACUGAACCAGGUUUCCCUCUAGGAUUUUGCCUGUACUUAGCUCCAGUCCUGGAUACUAAUAUGGUGCCGAUAGACAUUGCCUCCUUGUUUGAGGAUCCAAAGCAUUUCGUUUUUUUAAAAUGUUAUUUCUCACGUUAUUAGCCCAGAACGUUCUUUACAUUAUUACAUACAACCAGAAAGAGCUUUUAGAUAUCAGAGAGGCGGUAACUCACCAGCAUUUCUACCAGGAAUACGACUUUCCUGAAUUGGAUCCUUUGUUCAUACUUAUCCCAGAGGCUGCUGCAAGACAUCACCGCCGGAGAAGAGGUAUUCGGAGUGGACUUCUGGUCCGACUAAGGAGGUUUGCACACCAUCCACCGCUUCCGAGUAUAUUACUAGCUAAUGUUCAGUCCCUGGACAAUAAAGUAGACGAGCUCAGGGCGAGGAUCUCCUUUUCAGAGAGACAUCAGGGACUGUAACAUACUCUGUUUCACGGAAUCAUGGCUCUCUCCGGAUAUACUGUCCCCGUCCAUACAGCCAGCUGGGUUUUCAAUACAUUGUGCGGACAGGAAUAAAGAACUCUCUGUGAAGAAAGGCGGAGGUAUAUGUUUCAUGAUUAACUACUCAUGGUGUGAUUGUGGUAAUGUACAGGAACUCAAGUCCUUUUGUUCACCCGACCUAGAAUACCUCACAAUCAAAUGCCGACCGCAUUACCUCCCUAGAGAAUUUUCUUUGGUCAUCGUCACAGCCGUGUAUAUUCCCCUCAAGCCGAUACCACGACAGCUCUCAAGGAACUACACUGGAUCUUGUGCAAACUGGAAACUGCAUAUCCAGAGGCCGCAUUUAUUAUAGCUGGGGACUUUAAUGCAGCAAAUCUCUACCGAAGUUCUAUCAACACAUCGCCUGCAGUACUCGCGAUUCAAAAACUCUUGAACAUUGUUACUCUCCCUUUCCGGGAUGGCUACAAGGCCCUCCCCCGACCUCCCUUCGGCAAAGCAGAUCACGAUUCUAUUUUGCUCCUCCCUUCCUAUAGGCAAAAACUCAAAACAGGAAAUACCUGUGCUAAGGUCUAUUCAACGCUGGUCUGACCAAUCGGAAUCCAUGCUUCAAGACUGUUUUGAUCACGUGGACUGGGACAUAUUCUCCGGUUUGCCUCUGAGAAUAACAUUGACGUAUACAGUGCCCUCCACUAUUAUUGGCACCCCUGUUUAAGAUGUGGUCGAGGACUUCCAAAAAUUCUCCUUUUUUUUAAACAACAUAGAACCCAAAUGCAAAAAAAGAGAAAAAUCCAACCUUUUAUUUAAGUACAUUACUUUGGUGGUUAAAAAAAAAAUCACACAUUUAGAAAAAAAAAAACUUGAAAUCAUGUGUCCCACAAUUAUUGGCACCCCUAACAAUUCCGCUGAAAAUUUUAAUUGAUUUUUUAAAAAAUAUAUUUUUCUGUAGUUGCUAAAGUUGGUCAGGGUAUCUAGGAACUUUUAAUUAGUAAUUCAUGACUUCCUGUUUCCCUGGGGUAUAAAUAUGACGUGACACAGAGGCCUAAUUCUCUUACCCAUUUGUCAACAUGGCAAAGAAAAAGCCUUUUCUCACUAACACUCACAAACGUAAACGUCUGGAGUUUGCUAAGCGGCACUGGGACUUUUUGGCAACAAACACUCUAAGUGGGUCUGGCGUAAAACAAAAGAUGAGUAUGCCGAAAAGCACCUCAUGCCCACCGUGAAGUAUGGUGGAGGAUCUGUGAUGCUGUGGGCCUGUUUCUCUUCCAAAGGCCCUGGGAACCUUGUUAGGGUGCAUGGCAUUAUGAACGCUUUGAACUACCAGGACAUUUUAAAUAAAAACCUGAUGGCCUCUGCCAGAAAGCUGAAGAUGGGUCGUCAUUGGGUCUUUCAGCAGGAUAAUGAUCCAAAACAUGUGGCAAAAUCUACAAAAAAAUGGUUCAGCAGUCACAAACUCAAGGUCCUCCCAUGGCCAUCUCAGUCCCCAGACCUCAACCCAAUCGAAAACCUGUGGGGCGAGCUAAAGAGGAGAGUGCAUAAGAGAGGACCCAGGACACUGGAUGAUCUAGAAAGAUUGUGCAAAGAAGAAUGGUCAAAGAUCCCUCUCUCUGUGUUCUCCAAUCUUGUGAAAUGUUAUAGGAGGAUAUUAAGUGCUGUCUUGUUGGCAAAAGGGGGUUGUACAAAGUAUUAACAUCAGGGGUGCCAAUAAUUGUGGGACACAUGAUUUCAAGUUGUUUUUUUUCUAAAUGUGUGAUUUUUUUUUUUUUACACCAAAGGAAUGUACUUAAAUAAAAGGUUGGAUUUUUCUAUUUUUUUGCGUUUGGGUUCUAUGUUGUUUAAAAAAAAAAGGAGAAUUUUUGGAAGUCCUCGACCACAUCUUAAACAGGGGUGCCAAUAAUUGUGGAGGGCACUGUAUACUGACACAGUGACUGAGUUCAUCAGGAAGUAUAUAGGGGAUGUUGUUCCCACUGUGACGAUUAAAACGUAUCCAAACCAAAAACCGUGGAUAGCUGGCAGCAUUCGCGGAAAACUGAAAGUGCGAACCACCACUUUUAACCACUGCAAGUUGACUGGGAAUAUGAUUGAAUACAAACAGUCCAGUUAUGCCCUUCAUAAGGCAAUCAAACAGGCAAAAUGUCUCAGAGAAGAGACAAAGUGGUAGUCCCAUGUAGCUCAGUUGGUAGUAUGAAAAAUAAAAAUUCUAAUAAUUGUAUGCACUCACUAACUGUAAGUCGCUCUGGAUAAAAGCGUCUGCUAAAUGACUAAAAUGUAAAAAUGUAAAGUGGAGUCACAAUUUAACGGCUCAGACACGAGACAUAUGUGUCAGGGACUCCAGACAAUCACGGAUUAUAAAGGAAAAACCAGCCACGUCGCAGACACCGAUGUCUUGCUCCCUGUCAAGCUAAACACCUUCUUCGACCCGCUUCUGAGGAUAACACAGUGCCGCCAACACGGGUUGCUCCAGAGGACUGUGUGCUCUCGUUCUCCAUGGCCGACGUGAUUAAGACAUUUUAAGCGUGUUAACCCUCGCAAGGCUGCCAGCCCAGACGGCAUCCCUAGCCAACCGCAGAUCAGAGCAUGCGCAGAUCAGCUUGCUGGAGUGUUAACAGACAUAUUCAAUCUCUCCCUAUCCCAGUCCCCACUUGCUUCAAGAUGUCCACCAUUGUUCCUGUACCCAAGAAAGCAAAGGUAACUGCAAUAAAUGUCUAUCACCCCGUAGCAUUCACUUCUGUCAUCAUGAAGUGCUUUGAGAGGCUAGUUAAGGAUCAUAUCACCUCCACCUUACCCGACACCCUAGAUCCACUGCAAUUUGCAUACCGCCCCAACAGAUCCACUGACGAUGCAAUCGCCAUCGCACUGCACACUGCCCUAUCCCAUCUGGACAAGAGGAAUAACUAUGUAAGAAUGCUGUUCAUUGACUAUAGCUCAGCAUUCAACACCAUAGUACCCUCCAAGCUCAUCAUUAAGCUUGUGGCCCUGGGUCUCAACCCCGCCCUGUGCAACUGGGUCCUGGACUUCCUGACGGGCCGCCCCCAGGUGGUGAAGGUAGGCAUCAACAUCUCCACUACACUGAUCCUCAACACUGGGGCCCCACAAGGGUGCGUGCUCAGCCCCCUCCUGUACUCCCUGUUCACCCAUGACUGCAUGGCCACGCAUGCCUCCAACUCAAUCAUCAAGUUUGGAGACGACACAACAGUGUAGGCCUGGUUACCAACAAUGACGAGACAGCCUACAGGGAGGAGGUGAGGGCCCUGGCGGAGUGGUUCCUGGAAAAUAACCUCUCACUCAACGUCAACAAAACGAAGGAGCUGAUCGUGGACUUCAGGAGACAGCAGAGGAACACGCCCCCAUCCACAUCGACGGGGCCGCAGUGGAGAAGGUGAAAAGCUUCAAGUUCCUCAGCGUGCACAUCACUGACAAUCUGAAAUGGUCCACCCACACAGACAGUGUGGUGAAGAAGGCGCAACAGCGCCUAUUCAACCUCAGGACGCUGAAGAAAUUUGGCUUGACCCCUAAGACCCUCACUUUUACAGAUGCACCAUUGAGAGCAUCCUGUCGGGCUGCAUCACCGCCUGGUAUGUCAACUGCACCGCCCUCAACCGCAGGGUUCUCCAGAGGGUGGUGCGGUCAGCCCAUCGCAUCACCGGGAGUACACUGUCUAAAGUCCUUAAAGUCCUGGCUGACCUCACAGCAGAGAUGUUAAAGUCCUGGCUGACCUCACAGCAGAGAUGUUAAAGUCCUGGCUGACCUCACAGCAGAGAUGUUAAAGUCCUGGCUGACCUCACAGCAGAGAUGUUAAAGUCCUGGCUGACCUCACAGCAGAGAUGUUAAAGUCCUGGCUGACCUCACAGCAGAGAUGUUAAAGUCCUGGCUGACCUCACAGCAGAGAUGUUAAAGUCCUGGCUGACCUCACAGCAGAGAUGUUAAAGUCCUGGCUGACCUCACAGCAGAGUUUAGAUGAAUAUGACAAUAGAGGAGGAGGUCAAAACAUCACACGUCUGUCUCGCUGUCUGAUGUCCCCUGACCUGGCUAGGACGUAUAGUGUCUACUCUACACACACCACAUACAUACAUAAAUACACUCCUUACUGUAUACUCCAAAUCUCUGACUGACUAGGCCUGGGCCUCCUGGCCUGCUAAUGGGCCGGGCUGGAGCGGAGUAACAACACCAACCGUGUGCCAUGCUCCUAUUUGACACCAGAGACUGUUCCCUUUGUGGCUCUGAGUGACUGGUCACCUGACGCUUUCACAGUAAACAGCAGGCUCUGGAACAGCACGGGCACAGAGCCUCUGUUGGUUUUCAUUGGGCUGCGUCCCAAAUGGCACCCUCUUUCCUACGUAGUCCACUUCUUUCGACCUAUAGGGCUCUGUUCAAAAGUAACUAGCCUGUACAGGGAAUAGGGUGCUAUUUGGGACGCAUUCUCAGGACAUUUGGCUUUAUUUUCGACAGUUUAAACAGUUAAGUCUCAGAAAGAGACUGGUUUAGCAGAGAUGAGGAGACAUGACGUCUUCCCAAAGCCACACGCUGGCCCGUGAUUGAUGGUGUUGGUGUGUUGAUCGUGUAGCUUAAUGUGUUCUGGGAAGGCAGCGGGCCGCUGUGGACUGAACGUGUUGCUGAAUGUGUUAGCCAGCGUCUCCAGUGUUUGCUGCACUGUGUUGCUUUUUUCCAGAGGACAGCAUUGGUCUGAGCGCUGUUUAGCUUUUUCCAGAGGACAGUGUUGGUCUGAGCGCUGGGCUAGUCUAGGGAAAUGCCCACCGUCCAGGUAGGUAAAGGUAGAAAUACAUUUGUUUAGGUGGCAAACACCACACACACACACACACACACACACACACACAUACACACAAACACAAACAUACACACUGGAAGUCCUGGAAUGUACACUCUCUCAUACUGAACACCAGAGCUGGGACCAAAUCACUAUUAUUCGAGUCACAAGCAAGUCACAAGGACCAAGUCUCAAGUCGAAUCCCAAGUAGAACGGGUCAAGACACGAGUCAAGUCCAAGUCGUACAUUCUAAGAGCAAGUUGAAUCGAGUUUAAGUCAAGUAAAAUAAAAUAUAUCCAUGCAACGACUUGUUCAACUACAAAUCUUUGUCUAUUUGUUGAGGCUACCAGACAGCCCUUUACAUUAUUUAGUCUACAACACAUUUUCAUUAGCCCAUGUAACUGUAAAAUAGGGACCUAGUAGCAGUCGUAAGGGCAUGAAAUCAGCAGAAGGCAAGGCAGGUUGACGUGAUGGCAAGGCAGGUUGACGUGAUGGCAAGGCAGGUUGACGUGAUGGCAAGGCAGGUUGACGUGAUGGCAAGGCAGGUUGACGUGAAGGCAAGGCAGGUUGACGUGAUGGCAAGGCAGGUUGACGUGAUGGCAAGGCAGGUUGACGUGAUGGCAAGGCAGGUUGACGUGAUGGCAAGGCAGGUUGACGUGAUGGCAAGGCAGGUUGACGUGAUGGCAGGCAGGUUUGACGUUAAAGGCAAGGCAGGUUGAUUGUACUUUUUAUUUACAAUCUCGUGGUGAUCCACUGGUGAAAGCGCCAUAAGCAUACAAAUAUACAAGUUAUAAUUUAUCAAAUACAACAUGGGCAAUAGCCCAAAACAAAAUAGCCCUCUGUUAUCAAGGCUUAACCUUUCCAAAUCUGGAACGGACACAGGUAAAGGCAAGACUGCACAGCCUCCCCUUGAGAAACCAAAUUGAAUCUGUCUGACAGGAGCUCAAACAGGUAGGCCCUACAGAAGUAUAGACCACUUGGACCCCAGGACCAUACAAUUACCCAAUUGGCAAUUACAACCAAUGAACGGGUUCUACAAUGUAAAAAGGCAAUUUAUAUAAUACAUUGGUACAUUCUUCUUAAUCAGACUUAAUGAUUAUUAACGAUAUUUCAACACCAUGCAUACAUGGAACAGUCAUUUUAUCUUAUUCAACGUUCUGACUCCAAAGCCACAUAGCCUAUUUCUAUGAGCACUGAACUGAGCGUUUCUAUUACACACAACAAACAUGACAGAGACACAGUUACACGGAACUCCGACAUAACCCAGGAAAUAUUAACAAAGGAAACCAUACAUUGAAUUAAAUAAACAGAACUUCUACCUCAUGAGUCUUGCCAGGUCCACUAUAAACAUCGCGCCCACUCAGAGCAGGGGUAAGAAAUGGUUAGCUAAAUGAAAAUGUAUCGUAGGCCUAUCAAACAUGAAACAGUGAUUGUCUACGUGUUGCAAUAAACGGUACGGGGAUGGAAUGAUGAAACACUAGCAAUUAUUGUAGUAUUAGAUGGAAUAUAGAUUGACCACAUAGGGCCUUUGCGUUUAAACAUGUGAAAGCAACAGUAAAAAAUGUCAACAAGAGACAAAAAUAUACUCUCCACUGGCGGGAGUUUGGAGAGCGCACAUGAAGAGCCUCACCACGGUAAUAAUUCAUUUUAACAACAAAUUCCAAAAUGCAAGCUCCAUAAGUAAAUUAUCAAUUUCAAGCAAUUGUUACAUACCAAAAGACCAGUAGGCCUAUGUUAGUAAUUGUUGCCCCAUUGCUGGUGAGCUUUGUAAUGUAAACCGUUAACAUUCUUGAUCACCAAUCAACUUUUGGAGCUGGAUGUUAAACGCAUGGUCUCCCGAGUGGCGCAGUGGUCUAAGGCACUGCAUCGCAGUGCUAGCUGUGCCACUAGAGAUCCUGGUUCGAAUCGAGGCUCUGUCGUAGCUGGCCGUGACCGGGAGACCCAUGGGGCGGCGCACAAUUGGCCCAGCGUCGUCCAGGGUAGGGGAGGGAAUGGCCGGCAGGGUUGUAGCCCAGCUGGUAGCGUUUGCAACGCCAGGGUUGUGGGUUCGAUUCCCACGGGGGGCCAGUAUGAUUUUUUUUUUAAAAUAAUAAUAAUUUGUAUGCACUCACUAACUGUAAGUCGCUCUGGAUAAGAGCGUCUGCUAAAUGACUAAAAUGUAAAUGUAAUGUUUAUUUAUUAUGGCUUUCCUCUCUUCCUACAAUUUGACGUCUGCGCUGCACCCCGAUCCGAUCCUAUAGCUCCCAAAUACUCAACUGGCAGACCGGGGACCGGAUCCGGACAGAAAACGGGGUCAAUACGGACCCCUGGUAUCAUAUAAACACACAUAAGACAUGGAAGAAGGCGUAGAAUUGCAGGAAAUAGGCUUUAAAACAGCAAAAACAAUCUCUGUCCCAUGCUAAAUGUGUAGAAGUGCGGGAAACUAGUUUUAAAACUGCAACAUUUUCUCUCUGCCAACAACAGGGGUGUGAACAGUUUGGAGUCGCAUGGGUUAUUUAGGGCGGCAGGUAGCUUAGUGGUUAAGAGCGUAGUGCCAGUAACCGAAAGGUCGCUGGUUCUAAUCCCUGAGCCGACUAGGUGAAAAAUCUGUCGAUGUGCCCUUGAGCAAGGCACUUAACCUUAAUUGCUCCUGUAAGUCGCUCUGGAUAAGAGCGUCUGCUAAAUGACUAAAAUGUAAAAUGGUACUUGAGUACCCCUGCUAUAGCUGUAGAGCAUAUCAGCAAUCUGUUGGCUAUCUCACCCGACCAGUGUUGAUUGACAGUUUGCUGGUCCAAUCAGAGUGCUGAGUGUGCGUUUCACUAGCCAAUCUGUUGCAGGUUAUUUCUGCAAGGGCGACGCUGCAGCUACUGUCUCUGGCUGCGUGUAGAGUCAUCCACGUAGACUCUGUGACACAAAAUGAGUGACAAAACAUGACAAAACCUGGCCAGAUCAUUUCAAGUCAUCAGUCUCAUGUCAAAGUCGAGUCCCGAGUCUUGAAGCUCCAAGUCGAAGUCAAGUCUCAAGUUAUUUUAUUUUCUGUCAAGUCUAGUCUCAAGUCAUCAAAUUUGUGAAUCGAGUCAAACUUAAGUCCAAGUCAUGUGACUCAAGUCCACAACUCUGCAGCUUCAACAUUCCUCCACUUCAUUCCUCAACCUAUUAAGCCUGACCUUAGGACCUUUCUAGAGCCACAACCCCAGGGAAACACCCUGGGACCUUCAAUUCCUUCCUGACAUUUUACCCACUGCUGAUGGCUUUCCUCAGCAUUUAGCCAACUAACAGAGAUUACUAGGUGCUUCAGGCUAUGAGGAAGAGAGAUUCACAAAGUGUUCCGAAGGACAUUUCUUAAAAUCUCAUACUACAGUACAUACUCAGAGAGAUUCAGGCUCAUAGUACGGUACGUUCUUAGAGAGAGAGAUUCUGGCUCAUAGAACGGUACGUUCUCAAGAGAUUCACACACAUGCCAUCCAGUAUGAUAAGGAAGUUGCUAGAUGAUUAUUUUCCAUUCUGCAGCCGUUACGACAUCAGGGACUGUUGAAGUUCUCCGCUGCUGGGCCGAGGGAGGGAGCGUCCGUAACCAGACACACAAAUCACCCUCACAGACACACAGACAGGGCUGGGGCUGGGGUGCUGGCUGGGGCUGGGCCUCAAGGGGCUGGCUGUGGCUGGGGCACUGACUGGGGCUGGGCCUCAAGGGGCUUGCUGUGGCUGUGGCGCUGACUGGGGCUGGGCCUCAAGGGGCUGGCUGUGGCUGUGGCUGGGCUGGGCAGAGGCUGUGAGUGGGGGGCUGGGGCAGAGGGAGGCUGGGAUGGCGAGACACUUUCUACAUGCUACCUUUUCUUGAGCUAGGCUUGAAAUCAGCCAUCAGGGGUUAAGAGCGUUCAGCCCGUAACCCAAAGGUUGCUGGUUUGAAUCCCCGAGCUGACUAGGUGAAAAUUCUGUCUGUGCACUUGAGCAAGGUACUUAACCCUAAUUGCUCCUGUAAGUCAUUGGAUAAGAGUGUCUGCUAAAUUACUAAAAUGUUAUGUAAAUGACAGAGGAAUCACUGUGCAAUCCUAUCCCAUCUCUCUCUCCACCAACCGCUAGCACAGCGGUUAGGCCGCUCUGCUUUCUAGACAUUUCCGCGGCGUUCGUUCUGCCUUUCCACAUGAAUAUCCAUGACGACAAGCACGAAUGAGGAAUUUGCUAAUCUUUCCUUGAAACACUGACGGCACUGCAGCAGCCCUAAGUCAGUCUGCAGAGUGCGGAGGUUCUCCGGGCUGCAGCUAAAUACUAAAAGAUUUUCCCAUGAGGCUCAGGACAGGUAGGCCCCAGGAAGUGGUGUUUUUCCUGUCCAAGGUCACAGUGAGAUGGAUCAGAGAGUGUCUGUGUGUUUUGUUCAAUACAACUACUUUAACAUGUAUUAUUUCUAUGCUCCAGAGCAUUAAGUUAGAAAGGUUCAUUUAUAUAUUACAUUUUUUCUUUCCCUUGAUCAUUAUAUAGUUUUUCCACUAGGCCAAAUUUAAAGUCAGUGGAAAAUCAAGCUGAUUUGGCUGAUUUGGUGUAAAGUAAUAGAACCUGGAUAAGAUUGAACCGCUAAUAAUUAAGCAGAAUUUAGUUCAAUAGGAAAGGAACUGGGUGGCAACCCCAGGCCAAACUCUGGCUCAGAAAAACUGAUUCUCAACCACUGUUGUGUUUCAAAGAGUGGCGUCCAAACUUUUUGGGGCGUUUGGGGAGGGGUGGAACAGUGCCUACAGAAAGUGUACACCCCCCUUGAACUUUUCACAUUUCACAUCAGUGCGAUUGAAAUAGAUUGAAUUUCUUAAAAAAUGUAAUUGAUCUACAAAAUGUUCCAGAAUGUCUAAAUGAAAAUACAAUUAUACAAAUGUGUACAAAUUAAUAAAAACUAAAUAACUAAAAUAUAGUCAUUACAUAAGUGUUCACCCCCUUUGUUUAGGCAAGCCUAAAUGAGUUCAAGAGUACAAUUUGGCUAACAAAUCAUGUAUUAAACCCAGACACAUCAAAGAUGCAGUUGUCCUUCUGAACUGAGCUGCAGGACAGGAAGGAAACUGCUUAGGGAUGUCACCAUGAGGCCAUUGGUGAUUUUUAAACGGCUACAGAGUUCAAGGGCUGUGAUGAGAGAACUGAGGAUGGAUCAACAACAUUGUACUGACUCGACAAUAAUGACCUAAAUGACAGAGUGAAAAGAAGAAUACAAAUAUACAGAGUAUUCCAAAACAUGCAUAUGUAUGCAACAAGGCACUAAAGUAAUACUGGAAGAAGGAAAAAACAUGGCAAAGGAAUACACUUUUUGGCCUAAAUGCAAAGCCUUACGUUUGGGACAACACAUCACUGAGUAACUGCCUCCUUAUGCUCAGUCAUGGUGGUGGCUGCAUCAUGUUAUGGGUAUGCUUGAUAUCGGCAAAGACUGGGGAGUUUUUAAAGAUGAAAAAAAAAAAAACAGGAUGGAGCUAAGCACGGGCAAAAUCCUAGAGGAAACCCUGCUUCAGUCUGCUUUAAUUCACCUUUAAGCAGGACAAUGACCUACAACACAAAGCCAAAUCUACACUGGAGUUGCUUACCAAGAAGACUGUGAAUGUUCCUGAGUGGCCAAGUUACAGUUUUGACUUAAAUCUGCUUCUAAAUCUAUGGCAAGACUUGAAAAUUGCUGCUCUAGCCAUGAUCCCCAACACCUUGACAGAGCUUGAAUAAUUUUUUUAAGGGGCAGAUAUUGCACAAUACAGGUGUGCAAAGCUUUUAUGAGACUUACCCAAGAAGACUCACAGCUGUGAUCGCUGCCAAAGGUGUUUCUAACAUGUAUUGACUCAGGGGGUUGAAUACUUAUCUAAUCAAAGUAAAUUCUUUAUUUUAUUUUAUUAAUCAUAAAAAUAAUGUUAUUUAUUACCAACAGAGAAUUAGGUCGCCAGAGAAUGGUAAUCCAUGCUGCUGAACUAGCACCUCACGGGAACAAUAGCCUGCUUUGUCUGGCAGCGGUGGACUCAGGACUGCUUUUAAAUAGGUGGCUGUUAAGGGGGCUGUUUGACGCCAUUGUCUCCCCCCAUCGUUGAGUUUUGGAAGCCUGAUUGGAUUUCUGAAACUCUCCCUCUCUUACCUCUCUUAUCCGUCGCCCCCUCCUGGGUAUGUUUAUACCAGGAAUAAUUUGUCGGAAUUCGCUUGUUUCUCGCAGAAGCCACCUUGGAAUGGUCUGCUUGGGGAAGUUAGUCAGUCUGUCAGUCAUGCAGCAAUAACUCUUGUUCUAUAAUACGGCCCCACCGUCUCCCCUCUCAGCCUCACCCCUAUAACCCCCACCGUCUCCCCUCUCAGCCUCACCCCUAUAACCCCCACUGUCACCCCUCUCAGCCUCACCCCUAUAACCCCCACGUCUCCCCUCUCAGCCUCACCCCUACAACCCCCACUGUCCCCCUCUCCAGCCUCACCCCUAUAACCCCCACCGUCUCCCCUCUCAGCCUCACCCCUACAACCCCCACUGUCUCCCCUCUCAGCCUCACCCCUACAACCCCCACUGUGUCCCCUCUCAGCCUCACCCCUACUAACCCCACUGUCUCCCCUCUCAUGCUCACCCCUAAACCCCCACUGUCUCCCCUCAGCCUCACCCCUACAACCCCCACCGUCCUCCCCUCUUAGCCUCACCCCUACAACCCCCCCCUGUCUCCCCUCUCUCGCCUCACCCCUACAACCCCCACCGUCUCCCCUCUCAGCCUCACCCCUACAACCCAUAUCGCCUCCCUCUCACCCCGGUUCCUCUCCCCAGGUCCCCUUCUCUCCCUCCAUUUCUCCCUGUUUGUUUCCAGAUGAGCAGCUAACGGCGAGAUAGAGGCAUUUCUUAGCAUUAAGUAGUGUGACACUGGGGUUACGAUCUGUUGAGGUGUGUGUGUGAGCACUGUAGACUAGAGCGAGAUUGGAUGAGGGCCUUUUAGCUCAUGUCUAAAACCGAUACAGAACGUGUGGAGGAGAUGGCUGCUCGGUCCCUGGCUGCUCAGCGGCGGCUGUUUUGUGAAUGAACUGGCAAGUCCCUUUUUGCUCGGUCCCUGGCUGCUUGGUCCCUGGCUGCUUGGUGGCGGCUGUUUUGUGAAUGAAUUCCUGAAAGGCAAUGCUAUCAGAGCUCGGCAGAUCAGCUCUCUGUAUCAGAGGAGAAGAGAGAAAGACACUCACUGCGCCUUACCACAAAACACUUCCACUACACAACCACUUCCUCUCUCUCUCCCCGUUUCUCUCUCUCCCUUUUGUUUCUCUUGUCACUCACUCCUCCCUUUCGUACACACUCCCUUUCUUGCUCUCUCUCUCUCCCCUUCUCACUCGCUUCCUGUCUUUUUUCAAUUAGGCACUCUACCAAUCUUUUAUUGACCAAUGUUGACAUCUUUGAGAGAGAGAGAGAGAGAGAGACAGAGAGAGAGAGAAGAGAGAGAGAUAUGAGAGAGAGAGAUAGAGAGAGAGCGAAUGAGAGAUCUAGAGAGAGAGAGAGCUCGCGCUAGAGUAGAGGUAGAGACGAGCACUCUCGCUCUCUCUCUCUCUCUCUUCAUUCUCUCUCUUCCUUGCUCUCCUCCUCUCUUCCGCUCUCGACUCUCUCUCUAGCUCUCGCUGCCCUCUCUUCUCGCCUCUCUCUACUCCUCUCUCUCAGCGCCAGCAGGUCAAACAUGAAGUUGGUACUCCAGCCAUGUUGUUGUGCUGUUAGAGCUCUAAACUACAAAGGGAAGAGGGGGAUGAGGAAGUAUCCCAGCUAGCUACUGCAGAUGAGGGCCGUUACAUCAUCUAAUUCCCCAAUAAGCCUUUGGCUUCAUUUAAUGAAUUAUCAAAUUGAAUUUAGAGAAUUAUACAAAUCCCUGGAUAUCUGCACUCAUUCAAAAUGUAUCAUUCUAUUUCAAGGUGUUGUUUGAUAGUUGUUAAACAUCAGAAGGAAUUAUUAUCAUAAUUGGGUUUUACUGUACUUGGGGAGCGUACUGCAGAAACUGAUGUCUAAAUCACCUCUUAUUAUUUCAUGGCUUCAAAGGAAUCAGACCCAUAGAAGUAUAAUCUCUUCUAUUUCUGUGAUCACAUUGGUUGUGAAUAAAACCCCAUUCACAGACAGUUGGACUGUAAGUUGGCGUUCAAGUGAGAGAUUCCCUAGCAACCGGUGAUCCACAUGAUGCUGUGGUCCUGGUGAAUGGCUCUUUCAGACGUGAUCCAUUACUUCUCCUUGAGCUGAGGAGCGGUCUCCAAAGCUGCUUGGCCCAUGUUUACUUUGGAUGGAAAAUCAGUUCCUCUGGGUAGGGCUGUGGCGGUCAUGAAAUGUUGUCAUCUGGUUAUUGUCAUGCAAAAAGACUGCCGUCUCACGGUAAUUGACCGUUAAUUAAUAUUAAUUAGUCUAAGGCACUGCAUCGCAGUGCUAGCUGUGCCAUUAGAGAUCCUGGUUCGAAUCCAGGCUCUGUCGUAGCCGGCCGCGACCGGGAGACCCAUGGGGCGGCGCACAAUUGGCUGAGCGUCGUCCAGGGUAGGGGAGGGAAUGGCCGGCAGGGAUGUAGCUCAGUUGGUAGAGCAUGGCGUUUUCAACGCCAGGGUUGUGGGUUCGAUUCCCACGGGGGGCCAGUAUGAAAAAGAAAAAAAGAAAAAAAAAAUGUAUGUAGUCUCUAACUGAAAGUCGCUCUGGAUAAGGGCGUCUGCUAAAUGACUAAAAUGUCAAAUGUAAAUGUAACACUUUUAGCAUCUCCAGGCCUCCAUGCAUACAAGCCGCUGAUGCGCGCCUUUGGAACAUCUACGUUUUAAAAAGUAGAAUAAAUCAAUGUAAUAUACACCAUCACAAUAAAUCCCUUUUUUUAUUUUAGUCAGGUCUAAAGAAACAUUAUGAUAUGAAGAAAAUGUAUUUCAGAAGAACAGAAUAGGAGUUGGCCUACUGUAUGUUAUCUGGCUAUGCUCCAUGCCAUAGGCUGUAGGCUUGUUCAUUUAGCAGACAAGAUAUGCUUAUAAGUCCCCUGACAUUAUUUUAUAUUAUAUGAUUUUGUAUAAGAAGAAUAUCAUAUAACUUAGCUGAAUAAAAUAUAAAUAAUAUUAUUCCCAUUCCAGAGCGAGUGCGCAUAUGAAGUGGCUAUGUUGAGUGUAAAAGUGAUCAUUUGAAACAGGUCCUAUAUGCUAGAUUGAGUUAUUUAGCAACUUUAGUUGUGAAUGAUACAAACCUUAAAAAUCUAAACAUAUAUGGGCAACUAUGGGCUGCACAAUGCAACUAUAGGCUAUAGAUGAUUAGACAAAGUUGCAACAAAAAAAAAGCUUGAUCAUAUAUUCACCCAUCAGACUAUUCUCAAUUUAAUAUUUUCUUUACUAAUAUGUAAAAUAUAUUUUGAUUUAGAAUGGCCCAUUUAUCAAAUGGUCAGGAACAGGGGCAGGGGAAAAAGACAUGUCAUCCAUAUGCACUCGAAUAGCGAAUGGAGGCCACUGGUUCGUUUUUUUUUUCACUCAAACCUCGUAGGCUACGCAGGUUAUUUCACUCCACACAUCACCCACUGUUUUAAGGAGCCUGCAGCCUCUCGCUGUGCAACAGGUGAUAUUCUGCCCAAACUCUGUAUGCCAUGGGGCUCUCCAACCCUGUUCCUCCAGCUACCCAGUGCUCUGUAUGCCAUGGGGCUCUCCAACCCUGUUCCUCCAGCUACCCAGUACUCUGUAUGCCAUGGGGCUCUCCAACCCUGUUCCUCCAGCUACCCAGUGCUCUGUAUGCCAUGGGGCUCUCCAACCCUGUUCCUCCAGCUACCCAGUACUCUGUAUGCCAUGGGGCUCUCCAACCCUGUUCCUGCAGCUACCCAGUACUCUGUAUGCCAUGGGGCUCUCCAACCCUGUUCCUCCAGCUACCCAGUACUCUGUAUGCCAUGGGGCUCUCCAACCCUGUUCCUCCAGCUACCCAGUACUCUGUAUGCCAUGGGGCUCUCCAACCCUGUUCCUCCAGAUACCCAGUACUCUGUAUGCCGUGGGCUCUCCAACCCUGUUCCUCCAGCUACCCAGUACUCUGUAUGCCAUGGGCUCUCCAACCCUGUUCCUCCAGCUACCCAGUACUCUGUAUGCCAUGGGCUCUCCAACCCUGUUCCUCCAGCUACCCAGUACUCUGUAUGCCAUGGGCUCUCCAACCCUGUUCCUCCAGCUACCCAGUGCUCUGUAUGCCAUGGGGCUCUCCAACCCUGUUCCUGCAGCUACCCAGUACUCUGUAUGCCAUGGGGCUCUCCAACCCUGUUCCUCCAGCUACCCAGUACUCUGUAUGCCAUGGGGCUCUCCAACCCUGUUCCUCCAGCUACCCAGUACUCUGUAUGCCAUGGGCUCUCCAACCCUGUUCCUCCAGCUACCCAGUACUCUGUAUGCCGUGGGCUCUCCAACCCUGUUCCUCCAGAUACCCAGUACUCUGUAUGCCGUGGGCUCUCCAACCCUGUUCCUCCAGCUACCCAGUACUCUGUAUGCCAUGGGCUCUCCAACCCUGUUCCUCCAGCUACCCAGUACUCUGUAUGCCAUGGGCUCUCCAACCCUGUUCCUCCAGCUACCCAGUACUCUGUAUGCCAUGGGCUCUCCAACCCUGUUCCUCCAGAUACCCAGUACUCUGUAUGCCAUGGGCUCUCCAACCCUGUUCCUCCAGCUACCCAGUACUCUGUAUGCCAUGGGCUCUCCAACCCUGUUCCUCCAGAUACCCAGUGCUCUGUAUGCCAUGGGCUCUCCAACCCUGUUCCUCCAGCUACCCAGUACUCUGUACGCCAUGGGCUCUCCAACCCUGUUCCUCCAGCUACCCAGUGCUCUGUAUGCCAUGGGGCUCUCCAACCCUGUUCCUGCAGCUACCCAGUACUCUGUAUGCCAUGGGGCUCUCCAACCCUGUUCCUCCAGCUACCCAGUACUCUGUAUGCCAUGGGGCUCUCCAACCCUGUUCCUCCAGCUACCCAGUACUCUGUAUGCCAUGGGCUCUCCAACCCUGUUCCUCCAGAUACCCAGUACUCUGUAUGCCGUGGGCUCUCCAACCCUGUUCCUCCAGAUACCCAGUACUCUGUAUGCCGUGGGCUCUCCAAACCCUGUUCCUCCAGCUACCCAGUACUCUGUAUGCCAUGGGCUCUCCAACCCUGUUCCUCCAGCUACCCAGUACUCUGUAUGCCAUGGGCUCUCCAACCCUGUUCCUCCAGAUACCCAGUACUCUGUAUGCCAUGGGCUCUCCAACCCUGUUCCUCCAGCUACCCAGUACUCUGUAUGCCAUGGGCUCUACAACCCUGUUCCUCCAGCUACCCAGUACUCUGUAUGCCAUGGGCUCUCCAACCCUGUUCCUCCAGAUACCCCAGUACUCUGUAUGCCAUGGGGCUCUCCAACCCUGUUCCUCCAGCUACCCAGUACUCUGUAUGCCAUGGGGCUCUCCAACCCUGUUCCUCCAGCUACCCAGUACUCUGUAUGCCAUGGGCUCUCCAACCCUGUUCCUCCAGCUACCCAGUACUCUGUAUGCCAUGGGCUCUCCAACCCUGUUCCUCCAGAUACCCAGUACUCUGUAUGCCAUGGGCUCUCCAACCUGUUCCUCCAGCUACCCAGUACUCUGUAUGCCAUGGGCUCUCCAACCCUGUUCCUCCAGAUACCCAGUACUCUGUAUGCCGUGGGCUCUCCAACCCUGUUCCUCCAGCUACCCAGUACUCUGUAUGCCAUGGGCUCUCCAACCCUGUUCCUCCAGCUACCCAGUACUCUGUAUGCCGUGGGCUCUCCAACCCUGUUCCUCCAGCUACCCAGUACUUUGUAUGCCAUGGGCUCUCCAACCCUGUUCCUCCAGCUACCCAGUACUCUGUAUGCCAUGGGCUCUCCAACCCUGUUCCUCCAGCUACCCAGUACUCUGUAUGCCAUGGGCUCUCCAACCCUGUUCCUCCAGCUACCCAGUACUCUGUAUGCCAUGGGCUCUCCAACCCUGUUCCUCCAGAUACCCAGUACUCUGUAUGCCAUGGGCUCUCCAACCCUGUUCCUCCAGAUACCCAGUACUCUGUAUGCCGUGGGCUCUCCAACCCUGUUCCUCCAGCUACCCAGUACUCUGUAUGCCAUGGGCUCUCCAACCCUGUUCCUCCAGCUACCCAGUACUCUGUAUGCCGUGGGCUCUCCAACCCUGUUCCUCCAGCUACCCAGUACUCUGUAUGCCAUGGGCUCUCCAACCCUGUUCCUCCAGCUACCCAGUACUCUGUAUGCCAUGAGCUCUCCAACCCUGUUCCUCCAGCUACCCAGUACUCUGUAUGCCAUGGGGCUCUCCAACCCUGUUCCUCCAGAUACCCAGUACUCUGUAUGCCAUGGGCUCUCCAACCCUGUUCCUCCAGCUACCCAGUACUCUGUAUGCCAUGGGCUCUCCAACCCUGUUCCUCCAGCUACCCAGUACUCUGUAUGCCAUGGGGCUCUCCAACCCUGUUCCUGCAGCUACCCAGUGCUUAAUUUGGGAAACCAAGUGAAAUCUGUUCGGGAACGUCGAUAGUAACAUGUUUUUUCACAACGAAACAAAUGUCAUUGUACUGUUGACUCUGCCCGCUGGAAAAAGGAAUGAAGGAGAGAGGGAAGGGGAUAGAAAUGCACGGUGGUGAGAUAUUCUAUAGCUAAAGGUAAUGUCAGCCUAUUAACUAUGAAAAUAUUUUUUAAAAAUGCCCUAUUACUCGGCUAUUCAAAAUCAAAUACAAAGUCACUGUAAUUCUAGACUUACUCUGAAUGUGUUUAAUUUUGGAGUAUAGGCUAGACUAAUUAUGUACCAAAGACAUCUUAAAUAACAAAUAAUAAUAAAUAUUAUUUUUCUGCCGUGUGUAAUAUGUAGUAGACUAUGUAUUGUAUAACGGCACAACCAUUUUAAAUUCAGGGUUAUUUUUUCGGGCUUGGGCUCAUAUACGGAAAGUAUUCAGACCCCUUGACUUUUUCCACAUUUUGUUACGUUACAGCCUUAUUCUAAAAUGGAUUAAAUUGAUUUUUUUUCUACUCAUCAAUCUACACACAGUACCCCAUAAUGACAAAGCAAAAAAACCGUUUUUUUUAUAGAUUUUUGCUAAUUUAUAACAAAACAAAAAUGGAAAUAUCACAUUUACAUAAGUAUUCAGACCCUUUACUCAGUACUUUGUUGAAGCACCUUUGGCAUUGAUUACAGCCUCGAGUCUUCUUGGGUAUGACGCUACAAGCUUGGCACACCUGUAUUUGGGGAGUUUCUCCCAUUCUUCUCUGCAAAUCGGCUCAAGCUCUGUCAGGUUGGAUGGGGAGCGUCGCUGCACAGCUAUUUUCAGGUCUCUCCAGAGAUGUUCGAUCGGGUUCAAGUCCAGGUUCUGGCUGGGCCACUCAAGGAAAUUCAGAGAUUUGUCCCGAAGCCACUCCUGUGUUGUCUUUGCUGUGUGCUUAGGGUCGUUGUCCUGUUGGAAGGUCAACCUUCGCCCCAGUCUGAGGUUCUGAGCGCUCUGGAGCAGGUUUUCAUCAAGGAUCUCUCUGUACUUUGCUCCGUUCAUCUUUCCCUUGAUCCUGACUAGUCUCCCAGUCCCUGCCACUGAAAAAUAUCCCCACAGCAUGAUGCUGCCACCACCAUGCUUCACCGUAGGGAUGGUGCCAGGUUUCCUUCAGACGUGACGCUUGGCAUUCAGGCCAAAGAGUUGAAUCUUGGUUUCAUCAGACCAGAGAAUCUUGUUUCUCAUGGUCUGAGAGUCUUUAGGUGCCUUUUGGCUCCAAGCGGGAUAUCAUGUGCUUUUUACUGAGGAGUGGCUUCUGUCUGGCCACUCUACCAUAAAGGCCUGAUUGGUGGAGUGCUGCAGAGAUGGUUGUCCUUCUGGAAGGUUCUCCCAUCUCCACAGAGGAACUCUAGAGCUCUGUCAGAGUGACCAUCGGGUUCUUGGUCACCUCCCUGACCAAGGCCCUUCUCCCCUGAUUGCUCAGUUUGGCCGGGGGCCAGCUCUAGGAAGAGUCUUGGUAGUUGCAAACUUCUUCCAUUUAAGAAUGAUGGAGGCCACUAGGUUCUUGGGGACCUUCAAUGCUGCAGACAUUUUUUGGUACCCUUCCUCAGAUCUGUUCCUUCGGCACUAUCCUGUCUCUGCGGUCUACAGUACAGUUCCUUCGACCUCAUGGCUUGGUUUUUGCUCUGACAUGCACUGUCAACUGUGGGACCUUAUAUAGACAGAUUUGUGCCUUUCCAAAUAAUGUCCAAUCAAUUGAAUCUACCACAGGUGGACUCCAUCAAGUUGUAAAAACAUCUCAAGGAUGAUCAAUGGAAACAGGAUGCACCUGAGCUCAAUUUCAUGUCUCAUAGCAAAGGGUUUGAAUACUUAUGUAAAUAAGGUAUUUCUGUUUUGUAAUUUUUAUAAAUUGGCAAACAUUUCUAAAAACCUGUUUUCACUUUGUCAUUAUGGGGUAUUGUGUGUAGAUUGCUGAGGACAUUUAUUUUUAAAUCCAUUUUAGAAUAAGGCUGUAACAUAACAAAAUGUGGAAAAAGUCAAGGGGUCUGAAUACUUUCCUAAGGCACUGUAUAGGCCUAUGCAUAAGCUCUGUUUUGAAUUAAUCUUCACCUUAGAAAGCGCUGUCCAGGCUUUGAAACAACAUCCAACACGACCAUGUUUUCCACUCAGUUUCAACCCGUUGUUGAACUUCUUUCUUCAAAUUGAUCGAUCACAGUGUGGUGAGUUUUAAAAAGCACGAUACUGUUUUGAUGAGUGUUUGAACACUCAAACACCUUUGGGAUGAAUUGGAACGCCGACUGCGAGCCAAGGCCUAAUCGCCCAACACCAGUACCCGACCUCACUAAUGCUCUUGUGGCUGAAUGGAAGCAAGUCCCCGCAGCAAUGUUCCAACAUCUAGUGGAAAGCCUUCCCAGAAGAGUGGAGGAUGUUAUAGCAGCAAAGGGGGAGACCAACUCCAUAUUAAUGCCUAUGAUUUUGGAAUGAGAGAUGUUCGACGAGCAGGUGUCCACAUACCUAUUUAGAUGUAGUGUAGUUCAACCUCUUUUCUCCUUUGUCCGCGCCUCUUGUAAAAUUCCUUCUUUUCAGAAGAGCAUGAACGGGCCUACUCGUCCCAGGGCUGUCACAAACAUCCAAGGCAUUUUGAUAUAGAGGUGACAAGAGAAAAUGUUUCUGUUCUGGGGACGUUGUUCACCUGUUGGGUAAUGAAGUGACGUGGGCCUGAAAGAACAUUAAAGUUUGGGCAUGUCUUGAGGAAUAUCUCAAACUUGACAGCACUGAUUUUGGAUCACACAGACAAGUUAUUUCAUUCCUUUUCUUGGAUUAAAUUCCAUUUCCUUAUUAGCUAGCUUAUUGUGACGGCGCCAUGUGUAAUGGGUGUGACAGUGUUCCGUAACGGGUGUGUGUGUAUGUUUCCCUCUCUGCAGGUUGAACUGUACUCCGUGCGCGGGGCUGUGUCCUAAGAUGUGUGCGGGGGUGAAGACAGUAGACUCUGUGACAGCAGCCCAGGCUCUGAGAGGAUGCACCGUGCUCAACGGCAGCCUGGUCAUCAAGAUCCGUGGAGGAAGUAAGUACAGUACACCCUCACUACCAACCAACCCCCACUACCAACCACCCCCACUACCAAACCAACCACCCUCACUACCAACCAACCACCCUCACACACACCACCCUCCCAACACCAACUACAACCACACCACCCUCACUACCACCACCACCCCCCACUAACCAACCACCACCACUCCCUACAACACACCAACCACACCCUACACACCAAAACCCAACCACCACUCACUACCAACCACCCCCCUCACUACCAACCCACUCACACAACCAACCAACCCUCACUCCCAAACCACCCACCCACCCCACUCCCCAACCACCACCUCACUACCCACACCCACUCAACCAACCACCCCCCCACCCUACCAAACACACUCCACCCCCACACAACCACCCACCCACCACCAUACCACCACCCCUCCACCACUCCCACACCAACCACCCACUACACCACCCACAGCACCUCCAAACACCCCCUACCACCCCCCACUACCACCACUCCCCCCCCAAACCACCUACACCACCACACAACCCACUCUCACUUCCACACGCACAUCCAGUCACCUCCACCGACACUACCAAACAACCCUCACUACAACACUACACCUCCACCACACCCUCAUAACGCCAAUACCUACGCACACCCCAACCACCCAGACCAACACUCUCCACUCCAACCACCCUUACUACCACCACCCACGUCACCCCCGCACCUAACCACACUCUCUAGCCCACCCCACUACACCACCCCCCACUACCACCCCCCCUUCAACCAACCCCCACUACCACCUACCCUCACUACCACCACCCCUACCAACCACCCCUCACUGACCACCACCCCAACUACCACACCACCCACCCCACUCCAACCACCCCACCCACCACCCCCUACCACCCACCCCCUCCCCCUCCACUACCAACCCCCCUCACACCACCACCCCACUACCACCCCUCCUCCAACCACCCCUCACUACCAACCACCCCACUACCCAAUAUAUAAUUUGGUCACUUAACAGACUCUCUUAUUGAUAUUUCCAGGUGUUCAAAAUGCUUCAUAUUGAAAGGAAUUGAAACUCACCUCAUCCACUACCUGAACUGACUGUUUCCUCUCGCUACAUCAGUCAAUAUAGCAGCAGAGGUUGACUGAUUGACUGACUUACUGUUUCCUCUCAUAGCAGCAGAGGUUAACUGACUGACUGUUUCCUCUCAUAGCAGCAGAGGUUAACUGACUGACUGUUUCCUCUCAUAGCAGCAGAGGUUAACUGACUGACUGUUUCCUCUCAUAGCAGCAGAGGUUAACUAACUGACUGACUUACUGUUUCCUCUCAUAGCAGCAGAGGUUAACUGACUGACUUGACUGACUGUUUCCUCUCAUAGCAGCAGAGGUUAACUGACUGACUGUUUCCUCUCAUAGCAGCAGAGGUUAACUGACUGACUUGACUGACUGUUUCCUCUCAUAGCAGCAGAGGUUAACUGACUGACUUGACUGACUGUUUCCUCUCAUAGCAGCAGAGGUUAACUAACUGACUGACUUACUGUUUCCUCUCAUAGCAGCAGAGGUUAACUAACUGACUGACUGACUGUUUCCUCUCAUAGCAGCAGAGGUUAACUGACUGACUGACUGACUGUUUCCUCUCAUAGCAGCAGAGGUUAACUGACUGACUGUUUCCUCUCAUAGCAGCAGAGGUUAACUGACUGACUGUUUCCUCUCAUAGCAGCAGAGGUUAACUGACUGACUGUUUCCUCUCAUAGCAGCAGAGGUUAACCCAUUACAGUCUAAUCCCUGUCUAAACCGGGGGAGAUGUAUACAGAGCAUUCGGAAAGUAUUCAGACCCUUGACUUUUUCCACAUUUUGGUACAUUACAGCCUUAUUCUAGAAUGGAUUAAAUUAUUUUUCCCCCCUCAUCAAUCUACACACAAUACACCCAUAAUGACAAAGCGAAAAAAAAAUAGCAUUAAAAAAUACCCUUUGCUAUGGGACAUGAAAUUGAGCCCAGGAGCAUCCUGUUUCCAUCGAUCAUCCUUGAGAUGUUUUUACAACUUGAUUGUAGUCCACCUGUGGUAAAUUCAAUUGAUUGGACAUGAUUUGGAAAGGCAGAAAUCUGUCUAUAUAAGGUCCCACAGUUGACAGUGCAUGUCAGAGCAAAAACCAAGCCAUGAGGUCGAAGGAAUUGUCCGUAGAGCGCAGAGACAGGAUUAUGUCGAGGCACAGAUCUGAGGAAAGGUACCAAAACAUUUCUGCAGCAGGUCCCCAAGAACAUAGUGGCCAUCAUUCUUAAAUGUAAAAAGUUUGGAACCACCAAGACUCUUACUAGAGCUGGCCGCCCGGCCAAACUGGGCAAUUGGGGGAGAAGGGCCUUGGUCAGGGAGGUGACAAGAACCCGAUGGUCACUCUGACAGAGCUCCAGAGUUCCUCUGUGGAGAUGGGAGAACCUUCCAGAAGGACAACCAUCUCUGCAGCACUACACCAAUCAGGCCUUUAUGGUAGAGUGGCCAAACGGAAGCCACUCCUCAGUAAAAGGCACAUGACAGCCCGCUUGGAGUACAAAAGUAUUCAGACCCUUUACUCAGUACUUUGUUGAAGCACCUUUGGCAGCAAUUACAGCCUAGAGUCUUCUUGGGUAUGACGCUACAAGCUUGGCACACCUGUAUUGGGGAGUUUCUCCCAUUCUCCUCUGCAGAUCCUCUCAAGCUUUGUCAGGUUGGAUGGGGAGCGUCGCUGCACAGCUAUUUUCAGGUCUCUCCAGAGAUGUUCGAUCGGGUUCAAGUCCGGGCACUUGUCACAAAGCCACACCUGCGUUGUCUUGGCUGUGUGCUAAGGGUCAUUGUCCUGUUGGAAGGUGAACCUUCGCCACAGUCUGAGGUCCUGAGCGCUCUGGAGCAGGUUUUCAUCAAAGUUAAGGGGUCUGAAUACUUUCCGAAGGCACUGUAUACUUCCAUUCAUUUUUGCAACUGACAUGUACGUGUUUGUGAGAGUCUCACCUUUCCACAGAGGGGUAUGUUACUGUGUAGCCCAAACCGUUUGGACGCUACAGACAGAAGUUGGCAGAUCGUCUGUAUCGACUUCAGACGAGUCCCAAGUCGCUUGUGGUGGUCGUAGAGCAAAACGGAGACCACCAUGGUGUUCGUGAGAGUGUCAUCUUUCAUAACAAACACCGCUCUAGCUCUGUCACCUUUCACCGCAGAUGCGGAAGUGUGACAUCAGCUGAAGCGAGGGAUUGAGACGCAUCCAACGAAAAACAGAUACCUCUAGCUUAAACUGACAGAUUUUUAUGGAGAUAUUUUUAUUAUGCUAAUUAUAUUUCAGCGGGGGCGCGGACAUCGACUCUAGGGGGUUAAGUAACUAACUGACUGUUUCCUCUCAUAGCAGCAGAGGUUUAACUGAUUGACUGACUGUCUGUUUCCUGUCUCUACAUCAGACAACAUAGCAGCAGAGCUGGAGGCUAACCUGGGUCAACUAGAGGAGAUAACAGGCAACCUGACCAUCAAGAGAGCCUACGCCCUCGUCUCUCUCUCCUUCCUCCGCAAGCUACGCGUCAUCCGGGGAGAGACGCUGACCCAAGACGGGUAGGUCUCGGGUAGUAGUGUACUAUAUAGGGAAAAGGGUACCAUAUCAGAUUUGGGUUUGAAACGUUGUCCGAAUUAACAUUGUACUUCGGAGCAUAGACCAGUGUGCAGAUUUAUAUGAAUGUUUUGUUCUACUGCUUUAGGGCUGACUCAUUUGUUCAUUUUCUCAAACUCUCUCUCUAUCAGGAACUACUCGUUCUACGCCUUGGACAACCAGAACCUGCGUCAGCUGUGGGACUGGAACAAACACAACCUGACUAUCCUCCAGGGGCGCAUGUUCUUCCUUCACAACUCCAAGCUGUGCAUGUCUGAGAUCCGCAAGAUGGAGGAGGUGACGGGCACUAAGGAGAGAGAAAUCAAGAAUGAAAUCGGCAGGACCAAUGGAGACCAGGCCUCCUGUAAGACCAGCCAACGUGGAACUUUAGACAAAAAUGUCCCAAUUCGGUCUUGUGUAGCAAAAUUUGAAAUUGUGUUUUUUUUUACUUUGGAUAAAAGUAGAGACUCAGAGCUAGAAAACUGUAUAUCAUACACUACAGCUUUGAAAGCUGAUAAACUUGUUACCUCACUUUUGAGAAAAUGGCCCUUGAAUGUUUUGGUACCUACUGGAGAGCUCUUCUUUGUCUACCACCCAUUCAGCAUCGUUCACACCCUCUUAAGCUUUAGCCCCCACCCAUCUCUUUAAGGAUUCACAUGUGAGGCUAUGUACUAAACAACCAAAGAUAUCAAGACUAAAGGCUGGUUUAUACUACGGGUGUGUUUGUAAAUUUAACCUUGGAGUGCCAGAGUGUGCUCUGGGCGUUCGUAAACUCAGAGCGUUGUCAAAUUGUCCGUUCGUAAAUUCAGAGUGUUUUGCUCUCAGAGCGUUCAAAGUGCACACUGGACGCUCUUACCGAGGAGUAGGGUUGAUCCGAGCGUUCUGACCCUAAAAACAGCAGUCAAGCAUCCAAGCUAACGUUGGCUAGCUUGCUAGCUACUUCCAGACACAAAUGAGAGAACAGCUCACUCUGACCGUUUUACUCGCCCUAGCAGAGCUGAUUUGGCAGUUUUUAUAUUAUCCAGAGCAUUGGUGACUGCAACUGUGCUGCUUGCAACAAUUUUAUUACGCUUUUUUGCCAAUGUUUACUGACACCAGCCAUAUUCAACGGGUGUUGAGUGUUUGUAAAUUCGUCAGUUAUUCUGCGCUCUGGCACACUGAGACGAGAGUGCUCUGAAAUCGGAGUAGAAUUUACCAGCUACAUCUAUCGACAGUUGUUGCAGUGACAUCAUAAACAUUCUAUUGAAAUAGUUACUUGCAUAGUGGAGUCUUUUGUUUAGACAUGUAGCUAGCUAAACAAUGAACCAUAUUCCCAACUCGUAACAUUACCACCCUGCAUGAAUCUGCAGGUAGCUAACCAACCAGGUUCAAUGUUAGCUAGCUAACAUUAGGCUAUAACUAGCAAUGCAAAUGGCUCUGAGAUACGAAUAAUAUUACUACACAGAUCAUACACGUAAUGUUAGCAAGCUAGCCAGCCAGCUAACGUUAGCUAGCUAGCUAACAGUACACUUUAACUUGAAAUGAAAACGACUUUCUAACAAAAUUAGAAAUGUGUAAUAUCUGAAAAUGUAGCUAGCUAGACUAUCUUACCCGGAUACAUGGAUGGACGCUUCUCCCUCUCUGUCACGGAUGCCAUGAUUGCCCUUAGUUUGAAGAUGUAAUCCGGAGACUGGUAUUUUAUACAACAGCCUUCUGUGUGUUCUCUUUUUGACCUCAUCUGCAUAUUUGCAAUCAAACGCCAGAAACUCGGUCCUCCAGAAAGUGGAGAGCAAUACUUAUGCAGUUCUACUACGUGAUAUCUUUCAAAAAAGUUGCGUUAGAAAGGAUUACCUACACAUACUGACCAGCUCACGUUAUAGACAGAAGCGUGCUACAUGGCAGACCAAUCCGAACUCAUCUCUCGGCAUGUACAGCCCACUCAUUAGCUCAGCCAAUCAUGGCUAGCGGGAAGGUUUCUGUCUUUUUCCGUGGCUAAACCAACUAGGCUCGUAAUUUAACAAUUGUAUUAAUAUUUACAGAUGGCAUACAAGUUUGUUAUUAAGUCACAUGAAAGUUCACAUGUUCCAGAAUUUACUUUAAAAUGGCACUCCUGUGAAGUAGUGACGCACGACAUAUGCCUAGUUUCCUGAAACGAGUGACAUAUAGUCGUCAUGUAGCAGACACUUUUACCCAAAGUGACUUACCGUUAACAUUUACUAUCAAGUUUUUAAUGGUCCUUUAUGGCUCAGUUGAGCAUGGUGCUUGCAACGCCAGGAUUGUGGGUUAGAGUCCCGCUUGGGCCACCCCAUACAAAAAUGGAUGCACGCAUGCAUGACUGUAAGUUGCUUUGGAUAAAUGUGGUCAGUAGGUCAGUCGUCCACUCUGUAUUUACGGUGUAGCACUGAGCUGUUUUAGUUACCUCUUCUACAACAUUGCUAUUCUCUCACCUCCCUGAUUCUCCCUGAUCACUCCUCUCCUUUAGCUCUGUCUGUCUCUGUUUCUUGGUCCCCAGGUGAGACCCAGAUCCUGUCCUGUUUCUACCAGGGCACAGUGGACACUGUCCCAUAGCAGUGGAGAUCCCUGUCUGGCCAUCAGACUUAGGACCUGCUGGGCGUACAUGUCCUCUACCAGAGGCGUAGAUGUAGGAAACAUUCUGAUGAGAAAUUAGUAACCUUGUCCCAUAGGGCAGGAGCCGAUCUCCUGUUUCUGUAGCCAGAGGCAGCUUAGUGACCUUGUCCCAUAGGGCAGGAGCCGAUCUCCUGUUUCUGUAGCCAGAGGCAGCUUUAGUGACCUUGUCCCACAACAAGUCAGUUCGUCAAAUUUCUACCCUGCUAGAGCUGCCCUGGUCAACUGUAAGUGUUGUUAUUGUGAAGUGGAAACAUCUAGGGUCAACAACGGCUUAACCGCGAAGGGGUAGGUUAUACAAGCUCACAGAACGGGACCGCCGAGUGCUGAAGCGCGUAGCGCGUAAAAAUCAUCUGUCCUCGGUUGCAACACUCACUACCGAGUUCCAAACUGCCUCUGGAAGCAACGUCAGCACAAUAAUUGUUAGACCGGAGCUUCAUGAAAUGGGUUUCCAAGCCAAGCCAAGCGUCGGCUGGAGUGAAGUAAAGCUCACCGCCAUUGGAUUCUGGAGCAGUGGAAACGCGUUCUCUGGAGUGAUGAAUCACGCUUCACCAUCUUGCAGUCCAACGGACAAAUCUGGGUUUGCCGGAUGCCAGAAAAAUGCUACCUGCUUGAAUGCAUAGUGCCAACUGUAAAGUUUGGCGGGAAGGAAUAAUGGUCUGGGGCUGUUUUUCAUGGUUUGGGCUAGGCCCCUUAGUUCCAGUGAAGGAAAAUCUUAAUGCUACAGCAUACAAUGACAUUGUAGACGAUUCUGUGCUUUCGUCUUUGUGGCAACAGUUUGGGGAAGGCCUUUUCCUGUUUCAGCAUGCACAAAGCGAGGACCAUACAGAAAUGGUUUGUCGAGAUCGGUGUGAAAGAACUUGACUGGCAUGCACAGAGCCCUGACCUCAACCCCAUCGAACACCUUUGGGAUGAAUUGGAACGCCGACUGCGAGCCAGGCCUAAUCGCCCAACAUCAGUGCCCGACCUCACUAAUGCUCUUGUGGCUGAAUGGAAGCAAAUCCCCGCAGCAAUGUUCCAACAUCUAGUGGAAAGCCUUCCCAGAAGAGUGGAGGAUGUUAAAGCAGCAAAGGGGGCACCAACUCAUGAAACAUGGGACCAACACAUUACAUGUUGUUUAUAUUUUUGUCCAGUGUAAGUACAAAUAAUUUGCAAAUUGACCGCAAGAAGCUCAAACAGAUAUGUUUGACUAAAACAUAGUCAGUUUAAACCUUGCUUACAUUUGUAUACGAUCACGUCUCUCUAUUAUGUGUGAGAAUAUUUGAGAACAUAUUUCUUAAAUUAAAAUCACUUGGAGCUGAUUUCCUGGUGUUUCACCGUCUUUUAGGUCCAACAAAGAAAAUAAAACUUUUUUUUUUUUGUUGCUCAGAAAGCUUGGGGGGCCAAAAGCUUGGGGGGCCAAAAGCUUGGGGGGCCAAACCCUGCUGUAAGGUGUUCGAAAGUGUUGAAUAGAAAAGGUGUGUAGUUAAAUAGGAGGAGCCUUGACUAGAAUACAGUGUGAAGUGGGUGAAACAGUAUGUAAACAUUAUUAAAGUGACCAGUGUUCAAUGACUGUGUACGUAGGGCAGCAGUCUCUAAGGUGCAGAUUAAUAGUAGCGGCUGGUAGCCGGCUAGUAACAGAAACAGUCACGUCUCUAGUAUUAGUAUGUUAGUGUCUCUCUCUCCUCUCCAUCCCCAGGCCUUAUAAGAACGUGACAGAGUUUGAUGGCCAGGACGCGUGCGGCUCAAACAGCUGGGUGAUAGCUGACGUAGACCCUCCACCACGGGCCACGGAGGGGAAGGAGCAGGUGGAGCCUGGCUUCCUCAUCCAUCCUAUGAAGCCCUGGACCCAGUACGCCAUCAUGGUCAAGACCCAGCUCUCCGCCUCAGACGAACAACAGGCCCACGGGGCCAAGAGCAAGAUCAUCUACGUCCGCACCAACGCCACCAGUGAGUCUCAAACAUAGUCCUCCGUCCUUACAACAUUCUACUACUGAGUCUCGAACAUAGUCCUCCGUCCUUACAACAUUCUACUACUGAGUCUCAAACAUAGUCCUCCGUCCUUACAACAUUCUACUACUGAGUCACAAACAUAGUCCUCCGUCCUUACAACAUUCUACUACUGAGUCUCAAACAUAGUCCUCCGUCCUUACAACAUUCUACUACUGAGUCUCAAACAUAGUCCUCCGUCCUUACAACAUUCUACUAGGGAGUCACGAACAUAGUCCUCCGUCCUUACAACAUUCUACUAGGGAGUCACGAACAUAGUCCUCCGUCCUUACAACAUUCUACUAGGGAGUCACGAAUAUAGUCCUCCGUCCUUACAACAUUCUACUAGGGAGUCACGAACAUAGUCCUCCGUCCUUACAACAUUCUACUAGGGAGUCACGAACAUAGUCCUCCGUCCUUACAACAUUCUACUAGGGAGUCACGAACAUAGUCCUCCGUCCUUACAACAUUCUACUAGGGAGUCACGAACAUAGUCCUCCGUCCUUACAACAUUCUACUAGGGAGUCACGAACAUAGUCCUCCGUCCUUACAACAUUCUACUAGGGAGUCACGAACAUAGUCCUCCGUCCUUACAACAUUCUACUACUGAGUCACGAACAUAGUCCUCCGUCCUUACAACAUUCUACUAGGGAGUCACAAACAUAGUCCUCCGUCCUUACAACAUUCUACUACUGAGUCACGAACAUAGUCCUCCGUCCUUACAACAUUCUACUACUGAGUCUCAAACAUAGUCCUCCGUCCUUACAACAUUCUACUACUGAGUCACGAACAUAGUCCUCCGUCCUUACAACAUUCUACUACUGAGUCACGAACAUAGUCCUCCGUCCUUACAACAUUCUACUAGGGAGUCACGAACAUAGUCCUCCGUCCUUAGAACAUUCUACUACUGAGUCUCAAACAUAGUCCUCCGUCCUUACAACAUUCUACUAGGGAGUCACAAACAUAGUCCUCCGUCCUUACAACAUUCUACUAGGGAGUCACAAACAUAGUCCUCCGUCCUUACAACAUUCUACUAGGGAGUCACGAACAUAGUCCUCCGUCCUUACAACAUUCUACUAGGGAGUCACGAACAUAGUCCUCCGUCCUUACAACAUUCUACUAGGGAGUCACGAACAUAGUCCUCCGUCCUUACAACAUUCUACUACUGAGUCACGAACAUAGUAAUAAUAAAUGCAUAGCCACUGGUGAUGCCAUAGAGUUUUCCAGCCCAUAUCACCUUGAAUAGCAGCAUUUGACAUGUAUUUACCCACACCAAGGUCAAAUCUGCAGCACGGUUAAAAACGGCAUUAACACCAGUAUAAUUUGUAUCCCCAUACUGCUCCAGCAUAAAUAAUACUAGGUAGCACCAAUGAAUCAAACAGUUAAGCGAAACAUUUAAAAGGUAGGCCACCCAUGACUUUACUCUUUACAAUGAUGGCACUAAGGGCACGAUUUACAUGGUUAGCUCUAUGGUUAGCAGACACAGCGUAAUCCUAGAUAAGACUAUAGAAACUGGCUGUUAUCCACCAAUAGGUCCCCCUCCAGCCCCUAGUCUGACCACAAACCCUGCUCUAACUCCUAACGAUGUUGUUGUUGUUGUUUCAGAGCCGUCAGUGCCGCUGGACCCCAUCUCCUCGUCCAACUCGUCCUCUCAGAUCAUCCUGAAGUGGAAGCCCCCCACGGACCCCAACGGGAACAUCACUCACUACCUGGUAUAUUGUCAGCAGCAGCCGGAGGACAGCGACCUCUACAAGUUUGACUACUGUCAGAAAGGUGAGACAACAGAGGAUUGUCAUUAUUCACAUGAUUAUUUCAUAUUACAGUUAAGAAAAGAUCAAUCAAUCAUGUCAGAUGAUCUGAUGGUCUUGUCUGAGGAUCUGUUGACCAUUGAGAAAGGGGUUUUUAGGGUCAUCCCCUAUUUUGGUGCAGAUGUGACCGUUGGGACCAUUGGGAUUCAGUUGGGAUGUGACAGUUGGGACCAUUGGGAUUCAGUUGGGAUGUGACAGUUGGGACCAUUGGGAUUAAGUUGGGAUGUGACAGUUGGGACCAUUCUGAUUCAGUUGGGAUGUGACAGUUGGGACCAUUGGGAUUCAGUUGGGAUGUGACAGUUGGGAUUCUAACUGUCUGUCUGUAGGAAUGAAGCUGCCGUCGCGGGCACCCACCCACCUGGACACUGAAGAGGAGCAUAAAUGGAACCAAACAGACGAGCCUGGGCCAGGGCCAGGGAGCCGCUGCUGCUCCUGCCCCAAAACAGAGACCCAGCUCAAAAAGGAGGCUGAUGAGUCUGAGUACCGCAAGACCUUCGAGAACUACAUCCACAACGAAGUGUUUGAACCCAGGUAUGAUUAUAGCAGAGCUACCUCCAUAAUGAAGUGCUUGGAAACCAGGUAUGAUUAUAGCAGAGUUACACUACAUGAUCAAAAGUAUGUGGACACCUGCUCGUAAAACAUCUCAUUCCAAAAUCAUGGGCAUUAAUAUGGAGUUGGUCUCCCCCUUUGCUGCUAUAACAGCCUCCAUUCUUCUGGGAAGGCUUUCCAAUACAUGUUGCUGCGGGGGCUUGCUUCCAUUCAGCCACAAGAACAUUAGUGAGGUCGGGCAAUGAUGCUGGGAAAAUAGGCCUGGCUCACAGUCAGCGUUCCAAUUCAUCCCCUGUGCAGGCCUGUCAAGUUCUUCCACAUCGAUCUCGACAAACCAUUUCUGUAUGAACCUUACUUUGUGCAUGGGGACAUUGUCAUGCUGAAACAGGAAAGGGCCUUACCCAAACUGUUGUCACAAAGUUGGAAGCACAGAAUCGUCUAGAUUGUAAUUGUAUGCUGUAGCGUUAAGAUUUCCCUUCAUUGGGACUAAGGGGCCUAGCCCAAACCAUGAAAAACAGCCCCAGACCAUUAUUCCUCCUCCACCAAACUUUACAGUUGGCAGUAUGCAUUGGGGCAGGUAGCAUUCUCCUGGCGUCCGCCAAAUCCAGAUUCUUCCUUCGGACUGCCAGAUGGUGAAGUGUGAUUCAUCACUCCAGAGAACGCGUUUCCACUGCUCCAGAGUCCAAUGGCGGCAAGCUUUACACCAAUCCAGCCGACGCUUGGCAUUGCGCAUGGUGAUCUUAGGCUUGUGUGCGGCUGCUCAACCAAGGAAACCCAUUUCAUGAAGCUCCCGACGAACAGUUAUUGUGCUGACGUUGCUUCCAGAGGAAGUUUGGAACUCUGUAGUGAGUAUUGCAACCGAGGACAGAUGAUUUUUAUGUCCUACACGCUUUGAUCUUGUGUGGCCUACCACUUCGCAGCUGAGCCAUUGUUGCUCCUAGAUGUUUUCACUUCAAAAGAAAAGCACUUACAGUUGACCAGGGCAGCUAUAGCAGGGCAGAAAUUUUACAAACUGACUUGUUGGAAAGGUGGCAUCCUAUGACGGUGCCACAUUGAAAGUCACUGAGCUCUUCAAUAAGGCCAUUCUACUGCCAAUGUUUGUCUAUGGAGAUUGCAUGGCUGUGUGCUCCAUUUUAUACACCUGUCAGCAACGGGUGUGGCUGAAAUAGCCGAAUCCACUAAUUUGAAGGGGUGUCCACAUACUUUCGUAUAUAGAGUGUACCUCCAUUCCAAAGUGUUUGAACCCAGGUGUGAUUAUAGCAGAGUUACAUCCACAAAGUGUUUGAGAUCAUAUGAGAACAGUAGUACCGUCACAGUCAGGUGUUGAGAUCAGGUAUGAGAACAGUAGUACCGUCACAGUCAGGUGUUGAGAUCAGGUAUGAGAACAGUAGUACCGUCACAGUCAGGUGUUGAGAUCAGGUAUGAGAACAGUAGUACCGUCACAGUCAGGUGUUGAGAUCAGGUAUGAGAACAGUAGUACCGUCACAGUUAGGUGUUGAGAUCAGGUAUGAGAACAGUAGUACCGUCACAGUUAGGUGUUGAGAUCAGGUAUGAGAACAGUAGUACCGUCACAGUUAGGUGUUGAGAUCAGGUAUGAGAACAGUAGUACCGUCACAGUCAGGUGUUGAGAUCAGGUAUGAGAACAGUAGUACCGUCACAGUUAGGUGUUGAGAUCAGGUAUGAGAACAGUAGUACCGUCACAGUUAGGUGUUGAGAUCAGGUAUGAGAACAGUAGUACCGUCACAGUUAGGUGUUGAGAUCAGGUAUGAGAACAGUAGUACCGUCACAGUCAGGUGUUGAGAUCAGGUAUGAGAACAGUUGUACCGUCACAGUUUGGUGUUGAGAUCAGGUAUGAGAACAGUAGUACCGUCACAGUUAGGUGUUGAGAUCAGGUAUGAGAACAGUAGUACCGUCACAGUUAGGUGUUGAGAUCAGGUAUGAGAACAGUAGUACCGUCACAGUUAGGUGUUGAGAUCAGGUAUGAAAACAGUAGUACCGUCACAGUCAGGUGUUGAGAUCAGGUAUGAGAACAGUAGUACCGUCACAGUUAGGUGUUGAGAUCAGGUAUGAGAACAGUAGUACCGUAACAGUCAGGUGUUGAGAUCAGGUAUGAGAACAGUAGUACCGUCACAGUCAUGUGUUGAGAUAAGGUAUGAGAACAGUAGUACCGUCACAGUCAGGUGUUGAGAUCAGGUAUGAGAACAGUAGUACCGUCACAGUCAGGUGUUGAGAUCAGGUAUGAGAACAGUAGUACCGUCACAGUUAGGUGUUGAGAUCAGGUAUGAGAACAGUAGUACCGUCACAGUCAGGUGUUGAGAUCAGGUAUGAGAACAGUUGUACCGUCACAGUCAUGUGUUGAGAUCUGGUAUGAGAACAGUAGUACCGUCACAGUCAUGUGUUGAGAUCAGGUAUGAGAACAGUAGUACCGUCACAGUUAGGUGUUGAGAUCAGGUAUGAGAACAGUAGUACCGUCACAGUUAGGUGUUGAGAUCAGGUAUGAGAACAGUAGUACCGUCACAGUUAGGUGUUGAGAUCAGGUAUGAGAACAGUAGUACCGUCACAGUCAGGUGUUGAGAUCAGGUAUGAGAACAGUAGUACCGUCACAGUUAGGUGUUGAGAUCAGGUAUGAGAACAGUUGUACCGUCACAGUUUGGUGUUGGACUAAAGACAUAACAAUUAGCUAUACCUCAGAAAUGACCUCAAAGCUCAGGGAACCCUGAGAGAAACUGAGGGCUACCAGCUACGGCACGCUGUAAAUCCGUCAUUGUAUAUAAGAAUUUGUUCUUGACUGACUAGCCUAGUUAAAUAAAGGUUACGUUUUUUAUUUAUUUUUUAAACAAGUUUAUUCUGUUAAUAUGAGGGAAGUGUAUCAGACAGUCUGAUGACAGGUAGACCCUGAACACAGCUGAUCUCUCAUUCCUCCAGAACAACACCUGCUGUAAGCAACUCCUCUGAUAAUAGGUAAGUCAAUGGCGUUCAAGCGCUGGUGUUAAUACCCAGCCCCCCUCACCUUGUCAGCCAAUCAGAGCACAACAACCAGCAGCUCUGUGUCAGUGGUGGUAUAACGUAAUUUGAUGCACUAAUUUGUGGGUGGGUGGCUAUACUAGCUCGCUCCCCCACCUCCCCUCUGUGCUUCCAAUCCUGUGUUUGUCUUCAUUCACACCUAGCAGUGUUCUCGCCUUGCUGGAAAGCUCUGGGAAAAAUGUCUCUCACUCUGUGUGACAAAUGAAAUGCCUGCUCAACCCAAGCGUGACGAUGGAGCGUCAGGGCUGUGGGUGGAGCUGGGAAGAAGAUGGAGGUUUAAUUAGUGAAAGCCUCUACGAGUUCCGUUCCCCUUUGAUUGUGAUUCCAGGAAUAUGUUAGAAGCGAUUCACUGUGUAGCGUUCUGUUGUGUCAGCACCAGAGCCUCUUUGGCAGGUGGACUAGCAAGCAGAGCUGGCUCUCAGACGCACCGUUGAAUGGCAUGACAUGCCCCUGGGCUGACACACACACACACACACUGCGACACACACACACACACACACACACACCCCUCCCCGUUUAACCACAGGAAGGCAUGUGUAUAAUAGAAACUGAGAGGAGGGAAAUCACUAUCUGCGUUGGUCUCUUCUGUGUUGCCGCGGUUUCAAGCGAUGCGGUCCGGCCCUUCUGCUUUAACUCUCCAGUCAUAAGAGGUGUUAUCAUCCUGCAGUCAGUCAGUGUGUUUCUGCUUCAGCCCAGCUGUAGUCUGGUAGCUAGCUGAUGGGGUGGGGGAGAUUACAGAGUCUGGGCCCUAACUGUGAGUGGUCUGUAUCUGUUAUUCACACAGUCACAGGAACACUGGGCUCCCUCCCUCCCUCCCUCCCUCUCUCCCUCAGGCAGGGGCCCUGCUCUGCUCUGCCCUGCUCUCACUUUGAUUGUCCCUGGAUGAUGAUGCGUGUGUGUUCUAGCGUGCCAUCAAGCUAGCCCCAACCCUGUGUGACGUGUCUGACCCUGUUUACGCUCUGUUCCGGAACACUCCCCCCAUCCCCCCUCCCUUUUCUGUGGGAGGGAUUACUGUGCCCAUUACCAUCCAUGGGAUUUAUUACUGUUGCUAUUACCAUCGGUGGGAGUGAUUACUGUUCCCAUUUCCAUCGGUGGGAGUGAUUACUGUUCCCAUUUCCAUCGGUGGGAGUGAUUACUGUUCCCAUUUCCAUCGGUGGGAGUGAUUACUGUUCCCAUUUCCAUCGGUGGGAGUGAUUACUGUUCCCAUUUCCAUCGGUGGGAGUGAUUACUGUUCCCAUUUCCAUCGGUGGGAGUGAUUACUGUUCCCAUUUCCAUCGGUGGGAGUGAUUACUGUUCCCAUUUCCAUCGGUGGGAGGGAUUACUGUUCCCAUUUCCAUCGGUGGGAGUGAUUACUGUUCCCAUUGCCAUCGGUGGGAGUGAUUACUGUUCCCAUUGCCAUCCGUGGGAGUGAUUACUGUGCCCAUUGCCAUCCGUGGGAGUGAUUACUGUUCCCAUUGCCAUCCGUGGGAGUGAUUACUGUUCCCAUUUCCAUCCGUGGGAGUGAUUACUGUGCCCAUUGCCAUCGGUGGGAGUGAUUACUGUGCCCAUUGCCAUCCGUGGGAGUGAUUACUGUGCCCAUUGCCAUCGGUGGGAGUGAUUACUGUGCCCAUUGCCAUCCGUGGGAGUGAUUACUGUGCCCAUUGCCAUCCGUGGGAGUGAUUACUGUUCCCAUUUCCAUCCGUGGGAGUGAUUACUGUUCCCAUUUCCAUCCGUGGGAGUGAUUACUGUGCCCAUUGCCAUCGGUGGGAGUGAUUACUGUUCCCAUUUCCAUCCGUGGGAGUGAUUACUGUGCCCAUUUCCAUCGGUGGGAGUGAUUACUGUUCCCAUUUCCAUCCGUGGGAGUGAUUACUGUUCCCAUUUCCAUUCGUGGGAGUGAUUACUGUGCCCAUUUCCAUCCGUGGGAGUGAUUACUGUUCCCAUUUCCAUCCGUGGGAGUGAUUACUGUUCCCAUUUCCAUCCGUGGGAGUGAUUACUGUUCCCAUUUCCAUCCGUGGGAGUGAUUACUGUUCCCAUUUCCAUCUGUGGGAGUGAUUACUGUGCCCCAUUUCCAUCCGUGGGAGUGAUUACUGUUCCCAUUUCCCAUCGGUUGGGAAUGAUUAACUUGUGCCCAUUGCCAUCCGUGGGAGUGAUUACUGUGCCCAUUGCCAUCCGUUGGGAGUGAUUAACUGUGCCCAUUACCAUCCGGUUGGGAGUGAUUACUGUUCCAUUACCAUCGUUGGGAAGUUGAUUACUGUGCCCAUUGCCAUCCGUGGGAAGGUGAUGACUGUGCCCCAUUGCCAUCCUGGGAGUGAUUACUUGUGCCAUGCCCGGUGGGAGUGAUUACCUGUGCCCAUUGCCAUCGGUGGGAGGGAUUACUGUGCCCAUUGGCCAUUCGGUGGGAGGGAUGAACUGUGCCCAUUGCCAUCGGUGGGGAGGGAUUACUGUGGCCCAUUGCCCAGCCGUGGGAGGGAUUAGGCGUGGCCCAUUGCCCAUCCGUGGGAGGGAUUACUGUGCCCAUUGCCAUCCGUGGGAGGGAUUACUGUGCCCAUUGCCAUCCGUGGGAGGGAUUACUGUGCCCAUUGCCAUCCGUGGGAGGGAUUACUGUGCCCAUUGCCAUCCGUGGGAGUCAGAGGGCAUUCAUGCAGACUGGCACCCUGCGCCCCACCAUUUAGACUGCUACACACACACACACACACACACACACACACACACACACACACACACACACACACACACACACACACACAGUUCAGACCUCCACACACAUAAACAAACACGAUAUAGAUCUUGACGCACACACACACACAUCGUUGCGACCUCAGCUGGGGUUUAAUCCUGUGUCUGAGUGGAAGACAUGGUAAUUCUGGUAUAGGAAGAGAACAAGGAGUUCAGACAUACAACAGUACCAGACUAGUUAGCUCCUAAUCCCCCCUCCCCCUAACCCUUACAGGUGCUGCUAUGUCCGGCAGUAGAGUGAAUAAUAUAAUAUAGAUAUGACGCUUUUAUCCAAAGUGACUCAGUCAUGCAUGCAUCCAUUUUGUGAAUGGGUGGUCCCGGGAAUCAAACCCACUGUCCCAGUGUUGCAAGCACCUUGCUCUACCAACUGAGCUACAGAGGACCACGUGAAUGAAUGGACUGUCUGUAACCCACCGUGACCUAGUACAGACCUGGUUCAGACCUGGCUAGUUCUGUUUUGCUGCCAUUUUGGGUGACUCCAGUCUGUUGUUCUACUGACUGUCUGUAUUUAUUUGGAAGUGUAGUGUAGUGACUCAUGGGUGAGUGUGUUCAGUGGUGCUCUCUGUCUCUCUGUAAGUGGUGCUGUCUGUCUGUCUGGUGCUGUCUGUUUUUGGUGCUGUCUGUCUGUUUGUGGUGCUGUCUGUCUGUUUGUGGUGCUGUCUGUCUGUCUGUAUGUCUGUUUCUGGUGCUGUCUGUCUGUCUGUCUGUCUGUUGUGGGUGCUUGUCUUUCUGUUUGUGGUGCUGCGUACUGUCUGGUGCUGUCUGUCUGUCUGGUGCUGUCUGUUCUGUCUGGUGCUGUCUGUCUGUCUGUCUGUCUGUCUGUCUGAUGCUGUCUGUCUGUCUGUCUGUCUGUCUGUCUGGUGCUGUCUGUCUGUCUGGUGCUGUCUGUCUGUCUGUCUGGUACUGUCUGUCUGUCUGUCUGGUGCUGUCUGUCUGUUUGUGGUGCUGUCUGUCCUGUUUGUGGUGCUGUCUGUCUGUUUGUGGUGCUGUCUGUCUGUCUGUCUGUCUGGUGCUGUCUGUCUGUCUGUCUGGUGGCUGUCUGUCUGUCUGGUGCUGUCUGUCUGUCUGUCUGGUGCUGUGUGUCUGUUUGUGGUGCUGUCUGUUUUUGGUGCUGUGUGUCUGUUUGUGGUGCUGUCUGUCUGUUUGUGGUGCUGUCUGUCUGUCUGUCUGGUGCUGUCUGUCUGGUGGUGUCAGUCUGUCUGGUGCUGUCUGUCUGUCUGUGGUACUGUCUGUCUGUUUGUGGUGCUGUCUGUCUGUCUGUGGUGCUGUCUGUCUGUCUGUCUGUCUGUCUGUCUGUCUGUGGUGCUGUCUGUCUGUCUGUGGUGCUGUCUGUGGGCCCAGCCAGGCAGCCAGCAUUCUGAAGACUCACUGUGACAGAUAAAGCCACUCCAUGCUGACGUCACCCUACCUGCUGAGUUGGACCUUCCCUCUACUCUCUUUAGUUGCAGGGUCAUACUUGUUUGUUUAUCUGGAUCCCCAUUAGCUUUUGCAGAAGCAGCAGCUACUCUUCCUGGAGUCCACAAAAAAACACAAAACAUGACAAGUAACAAAACACUGAUGGACAAGAACAGUCACACACAUUAAAAUACAACAAUAUACAAAACAAUACAACUAAACUGUAGCUGCUCAUCUCUAUCUGCCUCUCCUUGUUCUGUUCUCAACACUGCUCAAUCUGUAGUCAAUUCAAACUUAAACAAACCUAGUGACUGGCUGGCUGCUAGGCUAGCUGAAGGCUCCUGGGCUCCAUCUGGUGGUGAUGAGUGUAACUGCAGCCGCCCACCCGGCUGACUGUAUAGGAGUCAGUAGAUUGUUGUUGUUGUAAAGGUCAGGGAGCAUUGUGACCAGAGGGCAGGACUACUUACCAUGGACUCUAACUCACAACGUCACUCUCUCUCUUCACCUAACCUUGCAUGGAGAAUAGUAGGUCAAUGAAUGUAAUUGGUCAAACACCUGUGAUUUAGGUGCAGUGUUGGGUUGUUAAAAUGGGUUUCUGGGUUGGAGUAACUAACAUUGACCUUCAGCAGAGCUCUGUACGGUAGGUAUGUAGGUCCCAUAGGACAACCAUGGUCGUUGGUUAUUGUGAAAGUUCACAAUGACUUCCUUCCGCUGAGAAGUCUUUCGUCUUAGCUCUUUAUUACUGUAACACGCCUCAUCUCACCUGGCUUCUCCUUCUUUCUUCUUCAGACCGUCUCGUCGGCGUCGCUCAGUGGGUGUGGCCAACGCCACCCUGCCCCGCUUCCUGACCACUCCCCCCACCCUGCCCAACGCGUCGACCACGCCCAGCCCAGAGGGCGAGGGGGCGGAGGGCUCCAAGGUGACGCUGGUGGUGUUCGCCAAGGAGUCGACGGUCAUCUCCAACCUGCGCCACUUCACCAGCUAUCAGAUAGAGAUCCAUGCCUGCAACCACCCCACUGACCCCCAGCGCUGCAGCAUGGCCACUUUCGUCAGCGCGCGCACCCUGCCCGAGGGUAAGGCUGUACACAGAGCCAGACUACAGUAUGUUUAUACACUACACAGUACAGACUUCCUUCUUCUUCUUUCACGUAUGCCUGUGUUCUCCUCCUCUCCCUGCAGAGAAAGCUGAUGACAUUGUGGGCCAGGUGAGCCAUGAGAUGGUGUUGGAGCACCCAGACUCUGUCCACAUCAAGUGGCUGGAGCCCAAAGCCCCCAACGGCAUGAUCAUCCUGUACGAGAUCAACUACAGGAGGAUAGGAGACCCAGAGGUCAGUACCAAUACUAGAAUCAACUACAGGAGGAUAGGAGACCCUGAGGUCAGUACCAAUACUAGAAUCAACUACAGGAGGAUAGGUACCCUGAGGUCAGUACCAAUACUAGAAUCAACUACAGGAGGAUAGGAGACCCUGAGGUCAGUACCAAAACUAGAAUAAACUACAGGAGGAUGGAUAGGAGACCCUGAGGUCAGUACCAAUACUAGAAUCAACUACAGGAGGAUAGGUACCCUGAGGUCAGUACCAAUGCUAGAAUCAACUACAGGAGGAUGGAUAGGAGACCCUGAGGUCAGUACCAAUACUAGAAUCAACUACAGGAGGAUGGAUAGGAGACCCUGAGGUCAGUACCAAUACUAGAAUCAACUACAGGAGGAUAGGAGACCCUGAGGUCAGUACCAAUACUAGAAUCAACUACAGGAGGAUGGAUAGGAGACCCUGAGGUCAGUACCAAUACUAGAAUCAACUACAGGAGGAUAGGUACCCUGAGGUCAGUACCAAUGCUAGAAUCAACUACAGGAGGAUGGAUAGGAGACCUUGAGGUCAGUACCAAUACUAGAAUCAACUACAGGAGGAUAGGAGACCCUGAGGUCAGUACCAAUACUAGAAUCAACUACAGGAGGAUGGAUAGGAGACCCUGAGGUCAGUACCAAUACUAGAAUCAACUACAGGAGGAUAGGAGACCCUGAGGUCAGUACCAAUACUAGAAUCAACUACAGGAGGAUAGGAGACCCUGAGGUCAGUACCAAUACUAGAAUCAACUACAGGAGGAUAGGUACCCUGAGGUCAGUACCAAUACUAGAAUCAACUACAGGAGGAUGGAUAGGAGACCUUGAGGUCAGUACCAAUACUAGAAUCAACUACAGGAGGAUAGGAGACCCUGAGGUCAGUACCAAUACUAGAAUCAACUAAUAAUAAUAUAAUAAUAAACUACAGGAGGAUGGAUAGGAGACCUUGAGGUCAGUACCAAUACUAGAAUCAACUACAGGAGGAUAGGAGACCCUGAGGUCAGUACCAAUACUAGAAUCAACUACAGGAGGAUAGGUACCCUGAGGUCAGUACCAAUACUAGAAUCAACUACAGGAGGAUAGGAGACCCUGAGGUCAGUACCAAUACUAGAAUCAACUACAGGAGGAUAGGAGACCCUGAGGUCAGUACCAAUACUAGAAUCAACUACAGGAGGAUAGGUACCCUGAGGUCAGUACCAAUACUAGAAUCAACUACAGGAGGAUAGGAGACCCUGAGGUCAGUACCAAUACUAGAAUCAACUACAGGAGGAUAGGAGACCCUGAGGUCAGUACCAAUACUAGAAUCAACUACAGGAGGAUAGGAGACCCUGAGGUCAGUACCAAUACUAGAAUCAACUACAGGAGGAUAGGAGACCCUGAGGUCAGUACCAAUACUAGAAUCAACUACAGGAGGAUAGGUACCCUGAGGUCAGUACCAAUACUAGAAUCAACUACAGGAGGAUAGGAGACCCUGAGGUCAGUACCAAUACUAGAAUCAACUACAGGAGGAUAGGAGACCCUGAGGUCAGUACCAAUACUAGAAUCAACUACAGGAGGAUAGGAGACCCUGAGGUCAGUACCAAUACUAGAAUCAACUACAGGAGGAUAGGAGACCCUGAGGUCAGUACCAAUACUAGAAUCAACUACAGGAGGAUAGGAGACCCUGAGGUCAGUACCAAUACUAGAAUCAACUACAGGAGGAUAGGUACCCUGAGGUCAGUACCAAUACUAGAAUCAACUACAGGAGGAUAGGUACCCUGAGGUCAGUACCAAUACUAGAAUCAAAUAACUAACUGUGUUUCUGUCAAUCCAUUUCCCCUUUGCUCUUUUUUGUUUUGGAUGUUUGUUGACUUGAGUUUACAGAACAGUCAUUUGUAGGUGUUUGAAUAGAAAAGGGAAAUGACGAGGGUUAUUUGGGGGACUAUUUUGGGCCAGGGUUAGUUUGUUAGGUGCAUACCUGGUAGCUACAGUCUGAAUGGGAUCGUUUUUUCAACCAUAUUGUGCCUUAUUCUGAAAAACAACCACAGCCAUUAUUAAAGAAAAUCAAUGAUCUGUCUAUAGUUCUGAUUGUCACCCCCUGUACAUUGGUGUGUGUGUGUGUUUGUUUUUGUUUUUGUUGCUGUGGUGAAUGUGUGGAUUCAUUGGUAUUCACUACUGCACCGUCUGACCCAGGGAGCCUGUAGUAGAUAUGUUACCAAGGAGAUAGAAACAGGAACUGCAUCCCCUCGUGUAAACAAAUAGAUAUCUCAGUAACCAAGGAAUGAAGAGCUUUGAUUCCUCUGCAAUAACAAUGCGUUGCACUUUUUACUGACAUAACUCCUGAGUGGCGCAGUGGUCUAAGGCACUGCAUCGCAGUGCUAACUGUGCCACUAGAGAUCCUGGUUCGAAUCCAGGCUCUGUCGCAGCCGGCCGCGACCGGGAGACUCAUGGGCGGCGCACAAUUGGCCCAGCGUUGUCCAGGGUAGGGGAGGGAAUGGCCGGCAGGGAUGUAGCUCAGUUGAUAGAGCAUGGCGUUUGCAACGCCAGGGUUGUGGGUUCGAUUCCCACGGGGGGCCAGUAUAAAAAAUAAUAAUAAUAUGUAUUCACUAACUGUAAGUCCCUCUGGAUAAGAGCGUCUGCUAAAUGACUAAAAUGUAAAAUGUAAAAAUGUCAGUGCCUUAAAGAACGCUGGACAAAUAUUUCAGUGUGAAAGAUAAUCAGAUAUGCUUUUUAGUAUGUAGAUAAUAUUUUUAUUUGACCUUUAUUUAACUAGGCACGUCAGUUAAGAACAAAUUCUUAUUUACAAUGAUGGCCUACCCCGGCCAAACCCGGACGACGCUGGGCCAAUUGUGCGCCGCCCUAUGAGACUCCCGAUCACGGCCGGUUCUGAUACAGCCUGGUAUCGAACCAGGGGGUCUGUAGUGACGCCUCAAGCACUGAGAUGCAGUGCCUUAGACCGCUGCGCCACUCGGGAGCCCAAUAUAUUGACAAGAUUGCGUGCUAGUAUGCUAGGUUGAAAUGACAUGAUUGAGUGCUAGUAUGCUAGGUUGAAAUGACAUGAUUGAGUGCUAGUAUGCUAGGUUGAAAUGACAUGAUUGAGUGCUAGUAUGCUAGGUUGAAAUGACAUGAUUGAGUGCUAGUAUGCUAGGUUGAAAGCUGUUUGAUUAGCAGACCAGACCAGGGAAGCCUCAUGUCUGUAUUAUAAAUCCUGGUGCUCACAGUCACACCCUUUAUACAACACUGUGAUUUAGUGGGAUAACCACGCUAUAACCACGCUAUAACCACGCUAUAACCACGCUAUAACCACGCUAUAACCAUGCUAUAACCACGCUAUAACCACGCUAUAACCACGCUAUAACCACGCUAUAACCACGCUAUAACCAUGCUAUAACCACGCUAUAACCACGCUAUAACCACUCUAUAACCAUGCUAUAACCACUCUAUAACCGUGUAAUAAUGUGUGCUCCAGGAGCUGCAUCACUGCGUGUCCAGGAAGACCUACGCCCAGAUCGGAGGCUGCAGGCUGCGAGUGGUGCAUCCUGGGAACUACACUGUGAAGAUCCGUGCCACCUCGCUGGCAGGAAAUGGCUCCUGGACUAAACCCACCUUCUUCUUCAUGCCCGACAGUAAGUGCUGCCUGCCUGGGCCAAUGGGCACUGGCCCUGCUUACUCUGUCUGGAAUUAUAGAUAUUGUUUUACGAUAUAUUUAUUGCUAUUUUUUAUUUAUUUCACAAGCAUCAGAAAACAUGACAAUAAGAACAUCACUCCCCCCACACAUACACCACACAUACACCACACAUACACCACACAUACACCACACAUACACCACACAUACACCACACAUACACCACACAUACACCACACAUACACACAACAACAGGCUAGAGGGGAGCACAGCAUACUCUGGACACAUUUGAACAGUUCAUGUUGCCAUGACAGUGACUGACAAAUGGCUGCUUUGUUCAUUGCAGAGGACAACAGUUCACUGAGCAUCAUCAUUGGUCCAAUCAUCUGCUUCAUCCUGCUGCUCUUCGUGGGGGGCGGAGUCUUCAUGGUCUAUAAGAAGAAGUAAGACUUGAUUGAUUGAUUAUCGAUUUUUGGUAUAAUAUUUAUUUAUUUUACCAGGCAGGUAAACAAAUGAUUAUUUACAAUGAUGCCCUGGCAAGACAAAUAUACGAAUGUGCAAGGAGACCUUUGACUAAUGUUUGACUGUGUGUACCAGGCAAACUGAGGGACCCACUGGACCUCUGAUCGCCUCGUCCAACCCGGAGUACCUGAGCGCUAGCGACGGUAAGGACAAACCACAAACCACGCUUCAAACUGUUCCAGCAAGUUUGUUUUCCUGUGAGGUGGUGUACGUGUUUUAAAAAAAAACAGUGUAGUAAAGAAGUAGUGCACUAAAAUGAGAACUUUGUUCCCUUGUUGUUGUGUAGUGUACGUACCGGAUGACUGGGAGGUGGCGAGGGAGAAGAUCAACAUCCUGAAGGAGCUGGGUCAGGGUUCGUUUGGCAUGGUCUACGAGGGCAUCGCCAAGGACAUCGUGAAGGGCGAGCCGGACACGCGCGUGGCGGUAAAGACGGUCAACGAGUCGGCCAGUCUGAGGGAGAGGAUAGAGUUCCUCAACGAAGCCUCCGUCAUGAAGGCCUUCAGCUGUCACCACGUGGUAAGGAGCCUAUUCAUUCACUUUCAUGAUGAACUGUUAUGUAGUGUAUUACCUUCAGAAUAUGAACGUUGCACGACGCUCCCCACCUCCACUUCACGUCAACUAAACAAUAACAAUGGCGAUGGGUCGGACGGUGGCGCUGUUUUACCUACUGUGGAUUCUAUCUUUAAAUUGAGUAGAUUUUCUCAAGUUAUUAUGUAGAGAAAUGUAUAUAUCUCAAUGUUCCUAACUCUCCCUGUUCUCUCUGUCUGUAGGUGUCUGUAGUGUAAUGACUAACUCCCUGUUCUCUCUGUCUGUAGGUGUCUGUAGUGUAAUGACUAACUCCCUGUUCUCUCUGUCUGUAGGUGUCUGUAGUGUAAUGACUAACUCCCUGUUCUCUCUGUCUGUAGGUGUCUGUAGUGUAAUGACUAACUCCCUGUUCUCUCCGUCUGUAGGUGUCUGUAGUGUAAUGACUAACUCCCUGUUCUCUCUGUCUGUAGGUGUCUGUAGUGUAAUGACUAACUCCCUGUUCUCUCUGUCUGUAGGUGUCUGUAGUGUAAUGACUAACUCCCUGUUCUCUCUGUCUGUAGGUGUCUGUAGUGUAAUGACUAACUCCCUGUUCUCUCUGUCUGUAGGUGUGUCUGUAGUGUAAUGACUAACUCCCUGUUCUCUCUGUCUGGUAGGUGUCUGUAGUGUAAUGACUAACUCCCUGUUUCUCUCUGUCUGUAGGUGUCUGUAGUGUAAUGACUAACUCCCUGUUCUCUCUGUCUGUAGGUGUCUGUAGUGUAAUGACUAACUCCCUGUUCGCUCUGUCUGUAGGUGUCUGUAGUGUAAUGACUAACUCCCUGUUCUCUCUGUCUGUAGUGUCUGUAGUGUAAUGACUAACUCCCUGUUCUCCUCCGUCUGUAGUGUCUGUAGUGUAAUGACUAACUCCCUGUUCGCUCUGUCUGUAGGUGUGUCUGUAGUGUAAUGACUAACUCCCUGUUCUCUCUGUCUGUAGGUGUCUGUAGUGUAAUGACUAACUCCCUGUUCUCUCUGUCUGUAGGUGUCUGUAGUGUAAUGACUAACUCCCUGUUCUCUCUGUCUGUAGGUGUCUGUAGUGUAAUGACUAACUCCCUGUUCUCUCUGUCUGUAGGUGUCUGUAGUGUAAUGACUAACUCCCUGUUCUCUCCGUCUGUAGGUGUCUGUAGUGUAAUGACUAACUCCCUGUUCUCUCCGUCUGUAGGUGUCUGUAGUGUAAUGACUAACUCCCUGUUCUCUCCGUCUGUAGGUGUCUGUAGUGUAAUGACUAACUCCCUGUUCUCUCUGUCUGUAGGUGUGUCUGUAGUGUAAUGACUAACUCCCUGUUCUCUCUGUCUGUAGGUGCGUCUGCUGGGCGUGGUGUCUAAGGGCCAACCCACUCUGGUGGUGAUGGAGCUGAUGACCCACGGAGAUCUGAAGAGCUUCCUGCGGGCCCUCCGCCCAGACUCCGAGAGUAACCCCACAGGGAAGCCCCCUCCCACACUGAAGGAGAUGAUCCAGAUGUCAGGGGAGAUAGCAGACGGCAUGGCCUACCUCAACGCCAAGAAGUUUGUCCACAGAGAUCUGGCUGCCAGGAACUGCAUGGUGGCUGAGGACAACACUGUCAAGAUCGGAGGUACAGUAGAUUAAGACUGUAACAAACGUGUGAUUCUCUCUGUGAUGGUACAGUUUCAACAAGUACAUCAUGACUGGUGUACGAGCCUUGGGUGAUGGAAUGAUGUACUGUACGAAGGUGGCUCUCGUGUGUGUGCCUGUGGUUGAUAUAUAUAUAUAUACGACUGUGUUUCUCCAGACUUUGGUAUGACCAGAGACAUCUAUGAGACGGACUACUAUCGUAAGGGAGGGAAGGGUCUGCUUCCUGUCAGGUGGAUGGCUCCUGAGUCGCUCAAGGACGGAGUGUUCACUGCUCAUUCGGACUGCUGGUGAGGAAGAGAUCAUUGGGCAGAAGGGCCUGUCUGCUCAACCUGUUUAAUCCACUCUAUUCAAUCUCCUGAGAGAAGAACAUCUUUCUCCACUCCCCCUGUCUAACCCCCAUAAUGUCUAUAGUAACUCUGUCACCACUUUGUUUUUAUUCAGUUGUCACACUAGUCCAGGGGGAUUCAAAUCUUACCCCUACCAUACGGCCUACGAGGUCCAGACUACUGCUGGUUUUCUGUUCUACCUGAUAAUUAAUUGUACCCACCUGGUGUCCCAGGUCUCAAUCAGUCUGAAAAACGAUGAAAUAAAGCAGGUGAACUGGUUUCCAGGUCCAGAGUUGAAUUUCAGGGCACUAGUGUUUUAUUUCUUUAUUCACAUCCUGUUUAUUUUGGCAUGAGAUAAUGUCUGUCUGUCUGUCCCCAGGUCGUUUGGCGUGGUGUUGUGGGAGGUCAGUACCCUGGCAGAGCAGCCGUACCAGGGCCUGUCCAAUGAACAGGUCCUCAAAUUCGUCAUGGACGGAGGAUACCUAGACAGACCAGAGAACUGUGAACAGAGGAUGUAAGUGUCUCAAACACUAAACUUUUAGUGGAUCAUGGGAUCUGUAGUCUUUUACAUUGAUACGCACUACCAAGCAUACAAAGUACAUGAUGUAUAUUAUUUUGACUUUGGUUAACAGUUUGAGUUAACACUACUAUAUGCCUACGAUAUUCCAGGGCUAGUUGUGCUUCAAUGGGGACCAACAGAGGUAAGCUGCUUGUGGAUAGAGCCCAUAGAUUCUCUCUCAUUCAUCCAUCUUUCUCCUCCUCCUCCUCCUCCUCGCUCAGCCACAACCUGAUGUCUAUGUGCUGGCAGUACAACCCCAAGAUGCGUCCCACCUUCCAGGAAAUCAUUGAGAUGUUGAAGGAGGACCUUCACCCCAGCUUCCAGGAGGUGUCCUUCUUCUACAGCGAGGAGAACAAGCUCCCAGAGACAGAGGAGUUUGACUUGGACCUGGAGAACAUGGAGAGCAUCCCGCUGGACCCGUCGUCCUACUCCGAGAGAGAGGACAGAGACAGUCUUCCCAGAGACGAGGGACCCAGUCAGGGCCUGAGGGGCAACUACGAGGAGCACGUGCCCUACACACACAUGAACGGUGGCAAGAAAAACGGACGAAUCUUAUCGUUGCCCAGAUCCAGCCCUUCCUAA